CGGACGAUCGACGGUCUGACAAUAAUACAAUAACAAUACCAUCGUAAUAGUAGAAUAUAAUAUAAACCUAAUAUUGUAUCUCGCCGUAAGAUUUGUAUUAAGUGUUUUUUUUUUUUUUUUUAAUUUUUUUUUUUUAUUUUGCGAUCACUCGUAAACACGCGCGGUUACCGCCCGGACGACGCACAAAACGCACGCGACCCCGACGACGACCCGAGUACGGACAAAAUAUCGGGGGUUUUUUGUUUCUGUUUCUCUCUCUCUCUCUCUCUCUCUCUUUCUCUAUCUCUUUAGUUUUUCGCCGGUUAUUAUAAUACCGUUUAUACCGUAGAGGACAGUCGCACGUGCUCCGGGAAUACCGCGCAAACUGCACCUGUACACUGACUAGAAGACGCGCCGGCAUCGGUCACCUGCAGGUAAGUCUCCGUUUAAUAAUAUUAUUAUUUAAAACUUGACUCGGGCGACGAUAACCGAUUUUUCCGGACACGUCCUGUUAUUGAACGUUUUCGAUUUGUCCCACAGAACUGUAAAACGGACGGGAAAACUUCGGGGUGUCCACGAAUUUGAGAUUGCGAUUUUUGUCAUAUUUUUUCGUUUUUCGUCUUCUUACGUAUCUGUGUAAACGAAAAACGGAAUUGUUUUAGACGAUACUAUGAAUUAUUUUUUAUUAACGUACAUAAUUUUUCGAUAAAUUCAGCCAGCUUUUUAACGCACAUUUUUCAGGAAAAUUUACAUUAUUUCUCACAUAGACAACAUUUUCCUAUAGUUUUUGUUUUUGUUUUUUUUAUCAAACAAAACGGCAAUUUUGAUUUAUUAUUCAUAGGUGUACCGAACGUAAAUAAAAUUAUUUUUGUAGUAAAAACCGUCAUGUUAUCGGUACCUAUGUAUAUUGAACUAGACGGUUUCUUUCCACUUUUUCAAAUCGUAUAAGAUCCGUUAGGCGCACUUUUAGAGACGUCUUUUUUUAGGACGUUUUAUAUACUAGUUUGUUCGUACGGCUAUUCCCGAAACCAAAAUGGACCGCGAACACGUUGUUUUUCGCGACAUCUUAACGGUGUUAUAGUAUUUCAAAAAAACAUCAAUAUAUACUCACAGUAUUAUUUUACGAGUGUUCGCGAAAAUCGUGAUAUCGUGAAGUCGAUAAAUCGAUAAGUUGCGAUUAUGAUUUUUUUUUUUGAAGCGAUAAGAUUACGUGGCGCAAUGGUUUGUUUUCAUUAUAUGAAUGGAAAAGUCGUGUAAGCACAACUAUAAUACAGUGUAUUAUCUGUUUACGUGUGCGUUUUAUUGACCCGAAGUCUGUUUACACGAUCGUGUGCAGAGAGAACAUAUAUACGUAUACAUAUAGGUAUUCGACGAGAACGACGAUAAGUUUACGACACCAGGAAAUCUCGUCCGUCGUCGUCGUCAUUAGUCUUCGGCGGGGUCCUUUUUUUGUUUUUAAAUAUUCUCGUAAAUACCCAUAGAGAUGUGCGCGUCGAGUAUUAUUAUACCUAAACGGGUAUACCUAUGUACAAUAAUGGCGUCUAAUAGAUUUUAAUGACCGGCGAUGAAAGGAAAGGUAAAAAAAUUAAAUACCUAUGUAUUAUAUUGUUUACAACGACGAAUUACAUUAAUAAAUUCGUCUAUCUAUCUGCGAAAUGCGCUCCCUUAACGAUCCGUUGUUCUUAAAUGAUACAUUACAUAAUAAUAAUCUUACCAAAAUGUGUCAUUUGCUUAUAUAACACGUCCUAAUCUCAACACGCUGAAUCGGUUUUUAAUUGUAUACCGGCAAACUGAUUUUUUUUUAUUUUGUUUAACACGAAUAACAUUUCAAAAAGUACAAGGCAAUUAUUAAAAACUAACCUCUGGACCGUUAAGGUGGCUUAUUUAUCGGGGAAAAGGGAGAGCUUAGGGAUAAUUUGUCUCCACUUGCCUUUUAUUUAGUAUUUGUAUUUUUAUAAGACUACCUAUUUUUAAAUUCAAAUUUAUUUACUUAUUAAUCACUGAAAUCAGUCAUGUACCUACCUGUGUAUAGUUUUAAUGUAUUUCAAAAAUCUUGACGUAUACAAUUUCUUUUUUAAAACGAAACCUAUAUCCGAACCUCUUUAAAAUAUGAAGGAGAAUAUAUUAUCAACUAAUUAUAGCAAAUAAAUUAAUAAUAAUUACUUACCCAGGUAUAUAGAUUGAAUAGCGUACAUAAGAUACUCUCAAAAAAUAUAUAAAUUAAAAAUUAUUUUUUUCUAACCAGGGUACACAGUAUAAUAGUAUUAAAUUUCCGAAAACAAUACACUACAAGAAAGUUCACGGAAGUCGUUCACGGAAAUAUAAAAAAAAAUAAAAAAAAAACUCACAUAGUAAAACCGAUACAUUUCUCAUCGUUUCGCUCAGAAUCUAAACAUAUAUAGGUUAAAGUAAAAAAGUAAAAAAAAAUAAUACACAUUUUUUUUUUUGUAAUACCUACUACGUCUUUUUUCCAACUCGUUUCAAAAAUUAUAUACAAGUACUUAGGUACUUAUACUUUAUUAUUAUUAUUAUUGUACUAAUUUUUUUAUUUUUUUUUUCCAUAUACCUACCUAUACAUUAAACGUUUGCAAUUUACGAGCUUAGACGCUCGACAAAUCGACUAUACCUACUCAUAAAUUUGAUCGGAGAAAUUGCGGUGGAAAUAUUUAUUUUUUUUUUCGAAAAUACAAUUUUAUUACUUUUAUUAUCUGACUAUAGUACGCAAUAAUAUAUUCUUACCAGCGUAAUGCGGUUUCAGUUUACACUGUAGGGGCGGACUGGAGAGUAUUCAACACACCGUUCUAGAAAUAGAACCAAAAUUUCUGACCUUUUUUUUUUAUUUUAGUAUUUUGAAAAUAUUUCAGAAGGAUCCGGACCUCUAACUGAAGCCAGCUAACUGAACGCCUUUGAGUUUAGUCCGCCUUUGGUUUUAUAUGAACUAACAAUAUCUAUAUUAUUGGUCGUUACUAAUUUUGUUUUUUCAUAACAAUAUAUUACAUUAAUACUUACGGUUGAAAAACGCCCGGGCAUACAUAAUAUGCAGUCGCUUUAUCCUUAAAAAAUAUAAAGAAAAAAAAUAAUAAUAAUCUCCUCCGCUACACAUACCUAUGUACGCUUUCAUUUACAACGAUAAUAAUAUAAGCAGACAUCGGAGACCGAUUUUAAUUUUUUUGCGUUCCGUUUUGUAUUUUUGUAUUUUUUUUUAUCUGUCAAUUUGGAAAUGAAUCGUACCAUUUGGUUUUUUUUUCUCCCCUCCCCGCUUAAUAGUAUAUGUGCGCGGUACCUAUACAUAUAUAAUAAUAUAUAUUAUACGAUUCUCAAUUUGUUAUUUAUAUGAUGAUAUAUGUUUUAUUUUUCGUUCUUUCGCAUUAUAAUACAUUUUUACAGCGUGUCCAAAACGUCUAUUCAUAUUGAUUUUGUAUAAUAUUAUACGCGUACUGUCUAUAGUGUAGGUAGGUGUGUGUGUGCGUGUAUAUAUAUAGUGUGUGUCAUUCCACUCGUGGAGAUAAAUUGCAUUAAGGCGUCUUGUGUUUCAGGCCGAUAAUAAUAAUAUUCGUGAUCGUAUUGAUCCAAAUACCUGUUCCCGAGUAUAUACCGUAGAAGUGCGUGAGCGUUUUCGCCUACAAAAAAAAAAAAAGUUUUCAAGUACAUAUACUGGCAGAAUACGGAGCAGCGAUAUACCUAUAAUAUAUGCAUUAGAUAAAUAAAUCGUUUCGGCCGAACUCUCGUCGAUGAUCGCCGUGUGUAUUUGUUGCAUAUGUCUAAAAUUAUAAAUCUAUUUUUUCCCUCGACCCGACUGUGAUAAAAUGCAGUUUUCCGAUUUAUGUAUACAUAAUUAUACUUGUGCCGAGCAGAUUUUCAGAUCUUAUGAGGGGUACGGGGUAGCCACUGGCUACUGCAGCUUUAUAACGUCGACAAUGUCAAAAUCUGCAACGUUUAUCAAAAGGCUACCAUCGCACACUAAUUUCUUAAAUAUCAUAUGCUAUAUAUGAAAUUGCAGUCUUGAAAUCCUGUGACGAGUUCAAAAAUAACAAACUGCAAACCAUGCCGUUCAGUAUAAAUAAUUGUUUUCCAUCCGACAACCAGUCAAACUCUAUUUCCCUGCAUUAUGUACGCAUUAUAGCGGGAAAACUAUAUCAUAAAACUGAAAAAUAACAUUUUAAUGCACAUAUUUAAACCAACCUGCUUGAACAUCGAGACAACACGACUGUUAUACAAAUAUCAUAGUAUUUAUAAUGAGCGGAUUUUUAGUAUACUAAGCAUGUACCGAAGUAGAAAACUGACUCGUAAUAUUUUGUGAACGAGUAUUUUUUUUUUAUUAAACCCUAUGAAAUAUUUGAAAUCCGACGAGAAUUUUGUGCACGAUUCGCGUGAGAAAAAAGAGUGACACUGUUUCUAUAUUUGUUAGUUUUUAUUUUGAACUUUUUACGCAUAUUUCUGUAUAAAACUUAAAUACACUGUUCGUGUAUUCACAAAAUGAGUAGAAAUUUCAGGUAUUCAACUAUAUUUCAAAAAUAAUUCGAUAAAAAACGAGCAUCUUGACAGUUUAAUUUCUCCAUUUCAAAGCAAAUUAAAAACCAACUAAUAAAGGGUCUGAUUUAUCUGCUAAAAAAUACGUAGUAUAGGAAAUCAAUAUCGUUUAAAAAAAAAAAAAAAAAAAAAAAAAAAAAAAUGUUAAAUACUAUACCACGCGAUAUUUUUAAAUUUAAAGCAAGUCAAUAUUUGCAAUGCAUAUAAUAUGUAAAAAUAAAUACAUACUUGCAGGUAACACAUAUUUUUAAUGAUUAUACGUGUAUCGUAAAAGCAAAAAUAAUUGCAUAUUUCGCAGCGUAUUAUUAAUAAUUUAAACACAUACUUACCCAUUUUAAUGGUAUAUGAAUACGUUCCGUAGCAAUGAAUUAUAAUAUGAUAAUAAUACGUCUUGCGCUUAUAAUAAAUUAACGAUUGACACAGAAUUGUGGUAAAAUUGUGUCCGUCGCGGCGGACGUUUUUCUCGCCUGGCGAUAUUGCCGAAAAAAAAAAAAAAACACACGAGCCGGCGAAUCCUCGAAAUGAGAAACAAACAAACGCUGACGGACUAGACGAAAGUGCAAUUUUUUCUUAACAAUGAGGUUCUACUUUUUCGGGCCAGCUGCAUUUGCUCGCGCACGCGAAUGCGAAAGCGCUACCGCUACCGUUUUCGCCGUGCGCGGGAACCCCCGGCGUAUUUUACGGUACGCCCGUAGCAAUUUCCUUUUGCUCGACGGCGAUCGCCACGGAUAAUAUUUCACCGCCGCGGAAAGACGGGAAUCGCAAUUAAAAACGAUCGAACAAUGGGCAGUAAAUUAAUUCGAACAAGCGGUUUUUCGAAAUAAAAAAAAAAAAAAUAACAAUAAUAAUAAAAUCGGAACUCGGCCGCGCCGCGCUUCGACACGGUACCGUGAUCGCGGUAAUUGCAGUAGGCACGGUUGCGCGCAGGUGGCCAUAAUCUUUCGAUCGCCGGCGACGACGGCGCGCGCCCGCAAGUGUAAAGUUUUUACGCGUAUGAACGCGUACGUGUAUGCGGUCAUACGGCGAUGUUCGAAACAAUAAAUAAAACGUCGAUCGCGGCCGGCGUAAAACCGUCGCGCACGAUCGGGAGGGACGCGGGCGGCCGUAAGUGGCCGUCGCCGCCGCCGCCGCCGCGUUUUUCGCAUCUCCGGGACGUGUGUACCGUGCGACGUGUCCGCCCGAGAUUUCGAUCGUUUUUCCCGGCGACGGGCGCUGUUUUCGUUUCUUCCGCCUUUACGCGUCAUGCGCGCGCGGAAAGGUAAGGGGGGAAAAAAAAAAUCGCACGGGUGUCUCUACGAUAAUAUCGCGUACAGAGACGACGCCGCCGCACACACUGCAGCGCGUACGGUAAUGCGGUCAGAUCUAGGUUUUUUUUUUUUUUUUUCCUUUUAAAUCGCUCGAUUUUCGAGUGAAAGUAUAAUAAUAACAUAAUACGGAGUGCGUUCUGCCGCGGCUGCUUAUCCCGGCCGUAUCGCGUACGCGUACGUACGUACUACGCGCGCAUAUUGUCGUCGUUAUUAUCGUUAUUAUUAUUAUUAUUAUUAUUAUUGUAUUAACAUCGUGGCGUAUCUGCGGUACGCGCGCGCGCGUAUGUAUACAAUUGCGCGUCCGAACACCCGUGAAUAUAAUAAUAUCCAUUUACACUCUCUAAUUGCAUUAUAACUCGGACGGAUUUUUCCAUAACGCGCGCGCGUAUACCGAGAUGCCUGCGUGCAAUAUGCGCGCUCGCAUAAUAUGAUACACACAAAAAUAUGGAUCACUCGCGACGCGCAUUGUUUACUCCCGCGGUGCAGCGAUACAAUUUCACUUUUCGCCGAGCGUACACUCGUGCGCGAGUGUGCGCCGCCGCCCGCGCGCGCACAAUACCGCCGGGGCACCGCGAACCGGUCGCCCGCCCUUAACCGCCCGACGACGACGACGACGACCGUUAUCCGCGCAGCUUUCUACCCGCGCGCGGUUCACGCGACGACCGUUUUCUUUUUUUCCCAGACGAGUUUCCCGCCGUCUACAGUGCGGUUUUCGGAAAUUCAUCUUCUUCUUCUUCGGCCGCGGCUCCGGAACCCUCGGGGAUCGUCGCAAUACGCGGCCACGUCCAACGCACAAACCACUCCGGCUCUCCCUCCAACACGUUUCGAGGGUUUUUUUUCACUUCUCCCGCGUCGUCCUUAACCGCAUCAUGUCCUCCUCUCGAGAGCGCUCUUCUUUCCGCAGCUCUCGACAACGGUCCGUAUGCGCGCCGCGCGCGACCCGUCCGCUCGGUUUUCCGCGGGGCAACGUCUACCGCGAUAUUCGGACUCUGGUGCGUUUCCGCAAACUCUCCGUUCUUCCGAAUUCUCCCUGAAAGUUUUCAUAAACGUGUGCACAAUUACCGCGGAUUCUAUAGAGUCGCGUAUAAUCUUAUAUUGUUUUCCUCCUCUACUCCAUUUAUACAUCCCACGCAGGCAGUGUCAGCCAUAUAUACUCUCGCGGUUUUUCCACAUCUCCCCGUAUUGUAUCCGUCCUUUUUUCUCGAUAAUAACGUCAGUUCUUCUUCCGUACACCCGAUCACAAAAUAAAGCCUCAAAGGUUCAAAUAUUUCUUCACGAGCUGAUGUGUUGAAACAAAGUUGAAAAUAACCAUCGAUUUGUUACGCAAAAUCAUCACGUCGGGUAGAGAGAACCUUUAUUUUACUUCUUUCGUAGAUUUUCGCUUUUCUGUUACCGUGGGGGAAAAACCUUCUCAUCUCAUCUCAUCCUUGUUUUCCGGCUUCUACUGAUUGCUGCACACGAUUCGCCUGCUUCCUCGAAUUCUCGUUUUUCCUCGUAAAAUCUCAAUCUGUUCUCUGCUGCCCCUGUAUACUUGACCCGACGAGAACGGCAUGGAAGUCGGUUCAGAAACCGUACAACCGCACGCUUUUCCCGUUUCCCACGUUUAUACGGAUUGCGGACAAAUGGAUCAAUAUUAUUAUUUAUAGAAAACGCCAUAAAAAUACAUUUGGUUUGCGCGUGUGUACCGAAUUCCGCGGCGGCGGUGCGGUUCUAACCGCGUUUUUUCCCGGUCAUCUAGAACCCGCCGAACCGAUAUAUUUUAAUGUGUUGAAAGAAAUAUACUGCAUAUAUAGGUUUUGCUCGAAAACUGUUUUACAUCACGUCUCGUCAGCGAUUCCUGCAAACUCCCAAAUAAAAUAAGCGAAAAAAGGCAGUCCCUCAAAAAUGGUUAUCCCCCUUACAAAAUCAUUAGAAAAAAAAUCAGAAAAACUAGUAAGAAACGUUUUUCGAAAAACCAUCGAAACUUACGAAAAACGGUAAAUUAAAAAUUCAAAAUCGUUUUAGCGUGACGUAAAUGUUCGCGUAAAAAUAACUGCUAGUAGUGCCGAAAAAAAAAAACUCGACAAAUGACAAAAAACUCGUGUGCCGCGCCCGUCUAUCCGUGUUGCUUUUCUGUAAAACGUAACAAACACAAGAUACGAAUCAAAAUAAACGUACUUACGAUAGAUUAUCGCCACCGUCGAAUGCAAUGCGAUACGAUCCAAACAGGGGGCACGAGUGUAAGUAUGGUACGUAAUAAACAGCGCGUUUAGGUUAUUAUAUCACAAUAUGGUUUGGAAACGUAAUAUACGAUUGUUUACCUGGUUAAAACGAACGGGACGCGAUAGGAAUGUUCUAACCCGGUCUUAUCGACUGGUUUUUUUUUUUUUUCUAAAGAAUUCUACACCACACUCGUAUUUAUAGUAUAGGUACAUACACACACACACACACAACACUCACAACACAACACCUCGUAUUAUGCCCGUCGUGCCCGCCGCCUGCACAUGUAUUGCGAUGAGACGCCUAUAAAUAUCAGGUAAAUCAAUUAUGAAUUAACGUGAUCGACGAAUAUUUUUUUUACGAAAAUUGAUUUCAAAAUGUCAUUCCUCCAGUUCCUUAUUCAUACUGACGCGCGGUCUUUGCGCUUGUAUUGGCCACGGAAUUAAAUUAAUUAAAAUCACGUGCAUUAUUACUGCUUUAGAUAGCAGUCGUGCAUUAUUGUACGUUUACUGUUUCGGUAAUGUCGUGACGCACUGACGUGUAUAUUGCAGUGGAAUUUUUUUUUUUCAAACCUUAUUUACUGUACAAUAAUAUGGUAAUUGUUAUUAUUCGUUUAUCGAAAACCCGUUUGAAAAUCGCGACAAUCCUCGUUUGAUAACACGUAACGUUGUGUGCGUUUCGGACGGCACGCAUGUGUCGUGCAUACGAAAAUGUUCGUAUUCGUAUAAAGUAACGCGACGUCGUCGGAAAGUGUUUUUACACCUGAUAAAUAGUCUCCUGAGCGGCAAUUGAAACCGUAGCGAAUCAGUAAAACACAGGGCUCUCAAUUUGUCCACAAAAGUUCAGGAACAAAUCGUUCGGUUAUUGUUUAGCGUAGAUACGUUUAACGAAAAUAUUCAGCGUCGAUUAUGAAACAUAUUGGGUGUACGCGAAAAAUCGUUUGAAAACAAUUUCGAUUCAGAGUCGAGCUCUCAUUAAAUUUAAAUAAUUUUGAAAAUGAUUUUAUUUUCACGAAUUUCGUCGUUAUUAGAACUAUAAUCGCUUAAAAACAAAUUUCUUUUUAACGUUAGUUUUAUUUUCAUAAUAUAAUUAAACCAACCGAAUUAAAAACAAUCACCGCGACAUUGAAUCUCCGUUAUCUCAUUAUAUAGUAUUAUAAUAAUUUCAAUCAACGGAGAUUUAUACGGUUUGCGGUCGCGUUAUCGAGACGACGCCGGUAUCACGCGGACGACCGUCGUUAACGUCUGCACCGACGAGCGAUGAUGCGCAAACUCUGAAGAAGAAAAAAGCAACUCGUAAAACAAUAUGUGUGUUAGCCGAUAAUGGGAUAGGCGGCUAAAAAAAAGGAGAAAAAACAAAUUAUACGCGUCGUUACGAUUUAUAGUACGACUGCUGGGUUUUUUUUUGUUUUUUUUUUUUUUAAUUUUCAAUAUAGGUACCUUUCUGGAGCUAAUCAUCGCUCGUCUGUGCAGCGUCGGAGCGGUCACGCGAAUCUAAACUUUAUUUUUCGCGAUCUUACUGUACCUGGUCUCGGGGAGAGACGGAGACGACAGCAGAUUCUCGCAGAAUCACACGAAUAAUGUUACAGCAGUGAACAAUCAUAAUAUUAAAAUUACUGUUUUAUCCGUCGUAACGGGGCCCCGCGGAUUGCUUAUACAUACAUAUUAUAAUAGCUAGUGUACUGCCGCAGUAACCGAUUCGUAUCUGUAUAAUACUUUAUUUUUUUUUUUUUUUUUCGUUUUUCCCGAACCAAACGUGAUAGUUUGUUAACGUCGGCCGCAAUAUAAUACAAUAAAAAUAUAGAAUUUUAUACGCGAUAAUAUGCGCGUGCGUGCGCGCGGAAUCCACCGAGAAUACUUAAUAUAUACGGUAUAGGUGUAGGUAUUAUUAUUAUUAUUAUUAUUCGUAAUAAUGUAUUACGAUUUCCACGUGACGUCUCGUAUAUUAUUGUCGCGUAUAAAAUUAUUAUUAAAGUAUACACGGCGACACUGGGUGACACUCUCGCGGUCGCCGGGGUUGUUGACCACCGGCGAAUACUGAAUCGUACCUAUAACAUUAUUAUAUUAUACAGUCACAAAUUCACAAAUCACAAUACAAUAAUAUAUAAUAAUUGAAUAUAAUAUUCGAGUACGUACGUUAUGACGAACGUCGUUGUCGCGCGUCGAUAAAAGCGAAAUUUUCGUAAUAUAAAAUAACCGUUGUGCGGCCAACGGCUAUGAAAUAUAAUACUGUAGCUGGGUACCUAUACGACGCGCGUGUCGGGCGUCGAAUGAAACUCGUCCUGUUCUGACGAGGAAAACGUACGGAAAUAUUACUAAUGUUUAACGUGUACCCGGUGGAAAAAUGUCGCGAAAGACCUGUGGGCCCGCGGCAAAGGAUGCGCUAAUCGGAAAAAACGGACAGCUAUAUAAUACAGAUUACCAUUUUAAAAGUGGCGAUUUAAUUUGUACGGCUAUAUACGGCCGAUUACGGGCAGUGCUGAAACAUAACCCAGUAUACAGAAAAUACUUUUGUGAAAGCCGAGGGUGUGAUAAGAAGACGUGCUUCAGACGUACGACGUGGAUUUUGAGAAAAUGAUGAAAUAUAAUGGCGAGUCGAGUGUAGCGUUUAGACGGAAACCUCGAUGAAGAGCCGACAUAUAUGCGCAGGCCAGAGGAGUUAUUAUGCGAGUGUACGCGCGGAGAAGGCGCUUGACAUAAGGACAGUAAGAGUACCUAUAGAGCUGACCUGGCACUUGCAAAUAAAGGCCUAGAGAUCACUGCACUGUGAGUAUCUGCUGAGUAAUAUAGUGAGUAGGUUAGGUUAAGUACCGUCAACGAUAUACUAAUACCGCGCAAUUAUUGUUGUCGUAUACCGCAAGCGGCGGCGGCUUUGACCGAUUUUCGUGCGAUACUCGGGUUAUAGGUUAGGUUUGUGUAUUGUACUGAUAAUAGGGGAGACCGAGAGUAGAGAUUUGUCAACGGGUUUUUAUCUCCGCGCGAACAAACAACGACAAUUCACACGAGCGACCGCCGCCACUGCACGUUUUUUACGCUUUUUUAGAUUCCGAGCGGAGCGAAGAAUAACUAUUGUUUACACUACGGUUUUGUAGUUUUUACGUGUGAACACGAUCCCAAGACUUAUUGUUCCAAUCAAAAACUUCAUAGUUCAUCUUGAAGGGUUUUCAAAUUGAAUUGGCACAGGUACGCGACGAAGAGGUCGUUUCGUUAAAAUGCCUUGUACUUUUCUAAAUGCGUCAGAAAAACGGGAAUGUAACAAAAUUGAUUUUGUUUUUUCGCUGUUAUUCACUGAGAAACAAUACAGACCUGUAAUUUUCAACGAAUGAUGUUUUCUAAAUAUAUAAGUGAUAUAGUUUCCAAACUAUUUUGAGUAUUAUGUCGUAAUUUUAUUUUUUUUUUGUAAGCUUUUUCGAACGACAAUAUUUUAACGAAUAAUCUGAUAAACAACGUACAUUUUUAAUAUUUUUAUUAUACGGUAAUGUACCUGUAUAGUUAAAAAUUAAACUUGAAGGAUUUAAUUUAAAUUAACCAAAAAAAAUUUAAAUGGUAAUAGAUUGCCUUAUGGCCUAAAUAUUAUCUAAUUGCGCAAUCAAAAUUUGUUUUUUUAGUUUUCUCUCUCAUACCUCCGUACCGCCGUUUUUUUUUCCGGCGACCGCCUCUGUCACACCUCGUUUUUCGUUAUUUGCUCGCGGGUUUUUUUUUCCCUUCUCACCAAUGAUCCGACGACCACUGCGGAGUUGCGAAUAUUAUAGUAUUAUACAAAUCGCGUAUCAAAUAUAUACACGUAAGUAUAAUAUGACCGACUGUACUGUAUUGUACAGAUACGGGGAAAAAAAUGAGAGAAAAAAAUCAAUCGCUGCAGGCCGUUUCCCGUUAAACGUUCACAAUAUAUUAUUUUUCGUCAUUUCUCGAUAACGGUGAUGCUAAUAAUAUACCUAAUAAUAUUCCGAAAUAUAACUGAAAAAAAAAAACACUGCAGCGUUUUUUUUUUUUCGUUCGAAAGUCGUACGCUGCAGCAACAGUAUAGAUAAGUGUAUCUAUACGACAGUUUAAUCCAUUGCAAAUUGUCUUCAGAUGUUUUUUUUUUUUUUUUUAUAGACUUAUCCCGGUCGACCGUUAUCGGACCGCGCGCAUUACAGUAAUGUACUUAAUGAUGUACAAAACCGAAAAAAAUUCGAGUGAUUAACAUAAUCGUCGGGGUAUACGAACAAAAAAACAAAAAACCCAAAUUACCUAUACUUACGAAACUAUAAUAUUAUUCGUUUUCCGGUCCGAUUCUCGACCGAUAACCGUCUGCAUCUGUAUGGGCGCGUCCUUUAGGGGUGAUCGUCCUUCCUACCAUGGCCUUGAACCUUUGUAUGUUCUAUAUUUUACAAAAUAUCUAAUAAGUAUCUAUAAUUCUUUAGUAUACCUAUAUUAAUUUUGACCAAAAUAAUUUACUUCUCAUAUAUUUUAAUUUUUUGAUUUGCUAACACUGCAGUUAAGUAUGAUACGAAAAUAUUUGCACAAUGUUGCUCCUGUUAUCACAGCUGUACUUGUAAUCCAUAGAUAAUACAUACCCCCUUAAAUAUUCAUAUGAAAAUUUACAGAAUACAAAUUUCAGGGGGAAUUUAAAUGAUUUAAGAGGGGUAGCCAUAUUUUUCCUAAUCUCCAUCUAUUGAACUCUUUAAAAAAAAAGAUUUUAUUUUGCCUCUUAUGAAACUGACCUAAAGAUGCACCUACAUCUGUAGAUUUUAUGUGCCAUAUUGAAUUCACAUUCUCCGAAUAAAAUAUAUAAGUACAGAGCAAGACAUUCGUCAUCUCGGAAAACUUUUUCGAUUAUUUUUUGUCACCCUCAUGUUUUGGAGUUAAACCACUACUCACUUUUGAUUUUCAAGUAGCGUAGCGUUUGUGAUAGUAUUCCACUACUCUCCCCCUACCAAACCCAACAUCAAAUUUAUAAGUGUAAUACCUCGUCUACGAGUUGACGGUAUUUAAAAGCGUCAACAUGAGAUUGCAUUUAAACCAAAUAAUAUAAUGAGUAUCUUACGUUAUGUUGAUCACCCCGUAUAAGCAGGUACAAUACUUAUGCACCAAUAAUAGUAUUGUACGAAUACAAUUUUCGUCAACCGACGAGUUUUUUUUUCAAAACCUUCAAGUACCUACUUAUCCGUUAAAAAAACAAAACGGUUACCGCCGCAAUGGCGUUUUUUAUACGUCACGAUACAGAGGAUAACGCCAUCAUCACAUCUGCAGCGUGUAUAUAAAUAAAACGUGACGGACAAGAUGUAGACGAAGUAAACAUAAUAGUAGUUGACAGACGCAGUAUACUGCGGUAAAGUGCUGAAUUUUUUAAACGAAUGACCGAUUCCAAUUACAUAUAUUAUUGCAGCGAAUAGGUAUACGAAAUUUCCACCAAAUAUAUAGUAUAAUAAUUGACACUUCAAACGAGAUUUUCUAAUAUUAUUUUUUUUUUUUCGUUUUCAACGAUGUGUCGUCGUAGGAGGUUAAAGUUACGUUUGAAUAGAUUUUUACCGCUGCACACAAACAUUACACAUCACGUGUGUAACAAAUUCCGCAAAGAUUUACGAGAAAAUACACAAACGGUUUUUUACGGUUUUACGAUUCCCCCGCCACCCCCACGAAACUUUCAACAUAUUAUACCACAAUAACAAUAAUAAUAAUAUAACGAAAACGAAUUGGUUGACUUCGAUUCGAUUUCACAAACCGCGAUGUCACGUAGUACCUACGUAUAAUUUUACACGUUUUUUGGUCGAAAUUUUCAUUGUUAUAUUACCGCCGUACCAAACAAAACAAAUACAUAUUAUCUUUUCAUAUAUAUAUAUAUAGGUGAUUUGAAAAAUAUAAUUUUUGGAAACGUACGCGGAGAGUAUAUAAGUAAUAAAUAUCGGAGGUUAAAUUAGUUUAUUAAGUAAAAAUAUUAGAGUACAAAAUACUUUUGUAUGUGUAACUAAUCGUGGAUAAUUUUUAAAAAGGGACUUAUAACUAUCUAAACGUGAGUUAUUGUAUUGCAGACAUUUUGAACCUUAACUUAUAAUUACCCAAUUUACAUUUAAAUCUGACUUUAAUUUACUUCAGUUAAAAUAGUCAGACGUUAACUAACUUGCUCAGCUUUUUUUAAAUUGCUACCCACAAUUCGAUUUCCUUGGAACAGUUGAAACUCCCGUUCGGAUAAAUAGAAUAUUAGGUGCCGCGUUUAUGGAUAAUGGAUUUCACGUCUACGCGUGCCGUCGUCGGAGAUAAUUUUAAAAUCGCGUACCUAUGUCUAUAUUGGUUACUAUAUAGUGGUCAGGUUAUGAUGUUACCUAUCGGUCCGUAAAGCCGAGGCGCCGCUUAAGGUCGAGGGUCCUCGCAGAUAAGUGAUAAUAUAUUAUCACGAGUUUACACGACGAGAAACCGCGGUAGGACUCUACGUUGUUCGAUCUGUAAACGGAUUAAAAAUCCAAUUAUUAUACGUAAACUGUCGAUAGGUUUAUUUUUUUUAUGUUUGUUAUUCGUCAGUGAUAUUAUUUAUUAUACUAUAUUAUAAUAAUAUUAUGUUUAUCGGCCGCUGACGCCCCGAACACACGUGAGACCGGAAACCGCAACGAUGACCUAGUAUGAAAGGAAAAAAAAAUAACAAGAGACGAUGUUAUCGUCGGAGGCGGCCACUGUGCUGCGAGGUUGUAGGGGGUGGAUGAUCGCCAAACAGGAUCUUAAAAAUAUUAUUAAUAAUAUACUCUUUUCUACUUUUUUUUUUUUCAUUUUUUGCCCUCUAGAUUCUCGCGUUAUUAAUCGUCAUCGCUGCCCGAUCGGCACCUACACGCAUAAUAAUAAUAUAUUAUACCUAUGUCCAUACAUAAUUUUUAAAUACGCGCACUUUCAAAAACAUUAUAUACGAGCGCCGAUAAUAUUGUAAUAUUGUUAUUACGACGAGUAUAAUGUAGGUAUAAACCCGAUGGUCAGUCAACCGUCGCGAAACACUCCCAGUCACGUUUAUUCCGUCCUGCAGUCGUAUAGAUACAUAUAGACAUCGGGGUAUUUUAUUAAUAUAGACCCAUUCCCCGCACUAUAUUAUAAUCGUAUCUGUGUAUAAUGUAUAUAGUUGUUAUCGUAUAUUUUUUUUUUUUACGCCCGUUCCGUGCCGCAUAAAAAUAAACGUAUACUUAGGUAAGACAUUCGUCGCAUAUUUCGUCGUCGUCGGUCGAAAGCGGCAGUGGCGGCGGCGGUGGCGGCGUUUUCUCAAAAACUUGCGUAUUUCACCUCGGCUUUCUAUAUAUACCCACCACCCGGCCGCAGCACAAAAUUUCCCCUGCCACGAGUCGUGAAUCAUAAUUAUUAUUAGAGAGUGGUGUUUUAGAGUUUUUUAAUAACGUUCAAAUAAAACAUAUUACGAGCAAACAGUGGCGUGCCCGAGAAUUUUCAACGGCAAAGUAUGAUAAUAAUCAUGAAUUUCAUGGUAUCAUUUUUCUAACGCCCAAAAAUUCCAAUUUUUAUUUCAUUAACAUGAAUGAAACAUGCGCACAUUAAUAUUGAAGAUUAAAUCACUGAAUAUGUACGCAUAGAUGUAUUUCCAAGCCAACGGGAGGGGUGUAUAAAACCCCCAAACUCCCUCGCCCUGUGGUAUGAAAUAUGCUCGGAAAAUAUAUUUGAACCCGACGAUCAUAUAGGUAUUUUUUAAAUAUCCGAAAUGCGCUCGAAAUCAAUGGAAACAAUUUUUAAUUGUCUGACGAAUUUUUAAAUCUAUCAUAUUUAAAUAAUAGCGCCGACAUAGACUGCAAGUUUCUAGAGAAGUCAAAACCUCGUGAAACAGUAAAUGAUUCAAAUUUUCCGAAAACAAUUUGACGACGGUUCUUUAGCUCGCACAUUUCAUCUUCGAAAAUCUCCGAAACUAAAUUACACCGGUUUUCACGUAAAUUCAGGAUUCCAUAAUCCGAUAAAAAAAAAUAAAUACGUAUAUCUUAUCAAUACGACCGUAUUGCAGUGAGAGUUGUAUCUACCGGUUGUCAAUCAGUGCAAAAUUAGACGAUGGCUUAUCGAUUUGAUGGGCGAGAUCAUAAUUUUAUCACUUUCAAAUUUACGCGUGGUAAAAAUUACUGUCUCGUCGAUUUCCAAUAUGUUUGUACAUUUUCCAAAAUACUAGUGUAGAUAUGAGUUUUGAUACGAUAAGUGUUAUAAUAAAAAUUAAAAAAAACUAUGUUUUAUAUUUAUUUUCUAAAACCUCGGGAACUCGAGAAACCAUCACCUUAGCUAGUCGAUAAAUAUUCGCCGUUUCCGUUGGAUACUGAUCGGUCCAGUUACUUCAGCUAAGUAGGUAUAGGUAUGAUAUGUCCUAAUAAGAAUAACUAAAUCAUCUAUAGGAUGCGAAUUCAAAACUCUAUGAAUAAGGGAAAAUCUGUAGAGCAAUAUCAUUCGCUAACGAAAUACGAUUCUGAGGAGAGUUGUAUGAGCCGUAUUUUUCCUCUUGUUGCCGAGAUAACCGAGAAAUAAACAGAAGUUAUACAACAGAUUGCCCGUUUUUCCAAUCGAUUAAGAAAACUACAAAGAAAUUAAAAAAUGACCCUCUCAGCGCGCCAAUAACUAGAUCAUGAACGCAACAAAAGACUUAAAGUUUCUACGAAGUGUUUGAGUGGCACACGAUUUCUGAUGGAAAAAUUAAUGGCAGACACAAGAAAAAAAUAAACACUUCACAUAGUAAAACCAACAUCACAUUCGUCGUUUCGCUCAGCAUCUAAAAACAGUACAGGUUUAAGGUGUAAAAGUAUUAUAAAAACCUAAGUACGGUCUUUAAGUCGAUAGUAAGAAACGUCGUAAAAUCAUCCUUCCGCGUCGUCGUCGGAAACAAGGUUACCGUUGCAAUUAUUUCCAUCCAGAUAUUAUACCUAUGCGUGCCUAUAUGAACGCGUUUUACCUAUUAUAAUAACAUCCGGGAUAAUGAAUUUUUUCCUCCCGUUCGUAAUAUUUUAACGAUCGCGCGUAUUAUAAUUAUUAUUGUUACACGUUAUGUAUUAUUCACUUAACACAGUCAUAAUAUUUUUAUCCUCGAACUCUUGCCCGACGACGACGCUAAUACGGAAUGUUGUAAUCCGACUCCAUCCGACUAAUUGUUGGCCUAUCGACGUGAUUCACACGUGACACACGCCGCGGCCAAUAAUGGUCAUCGUCGCUAAAAAAAAAAAAAAGUACUCGGUCCGCGCCGAGAUAUUCAACUAAUAUUUCAUUUUUUUUUUUUUCACUUUAUAAGAAUCGAUGAUUCAUAUUAUUAUUAUUACUAUUAUUCGAUCAUUAUUCGUGAGACGUGUGCAUAGUAUACAACCGCUAUAGUCCGCCGUCCGGCGACUGGUCCGCGGCGAUGCAGCGGGGUCGCGAUCUCGCGAUUAUAUUAUUGUCCGUCAAUCGCCGGGCGAUAAUUUCCCGCGUGAAUUCAGUUUUUCAACAUAAUAAUAUUAUAUUAAAUUGCGUCGCGCAAAAGCCACGUUUUAACAAUAUAAAUGAAAAUAUAGCAUCCGCCGUUAUAAAACCGGUGCACGCGCACACCGGAAUGACCGUAAUAUUAGGUAUAUAUAUAUAAUAUCUGCGAACGUAUAGGUACUUGUAAUAAUGGAACAUCGCCACCCGGUGCAAAAACUGAAAAAAAAUAUACAUUACAAUAAUAUUAUAACGACGUGUUGAAAACGACGAUAAAAAAAUAAUAAUAAUAACCGAACGUCGUCGUAGUCGUGUAAUACAAUCGUUCGAGAAAAAAAAACGAAUAUUUCUUUUAUUAUGUAUGUAUGUAUGUAUUAUUAUUAUUAUUAUUAUUAUUAUUAUACCUCUAUGACGCGAAUAUAUAAUAUAUACCUAUAUGUGUAUCGAUUGUUUAUGCGAUUUUAUAUAUUACGAAUAAAGUUGUGAUACCGUUUGCGGCCGACGAUGAGAGAGAACAAAAAAAAAAAAAACACCUAUAAUAUUUUUAUCAUACGAAUAUAGAACAAAAUCAAAUUAUACCGCGAGGGGACAAUGGCUGUUGCGCAUGCAGCAUCAGUACGGACGCCGCCGUGGCCGUCACAAACGAGAUCCAGUUAUUUUUAAAUCCUAAAAAAAAUAAAAUGAAUUUAAUAUAAUAAAAAACACAAUAAGCAAAAAUAACGUUCUUGAGAUAUCGUAUGAUGUACGCGAUGCGAGUGUAUUUGACCACACAUAUAAUUAUAGUCUUUGUAGCUUGAGACUUAAUACUUGAGACGGAUAUUGCCGAUAGGCCGGUAUUCGUAUGUAAGCUGCUAUAGAUUACUAUGUGAUAUUAAUGAAAUAAAAUGAGAUCAGAGAGAGUUAUGGAAGCUACAUUGUUUGCUAAAUCCGGCACAUUUGUAGGAAAUUUCGAUGACAUUUCAGUCGCGCUUAUGAUUAUUUGCGGUUUGUGGGAUUUGUGAUUGGAUUCAUAUUUCCUAGGGUUAAGAAAAAUCGACAAUCCACCCUUACAUGUAAAGUCGCAGAGUAAAUUUUAUCUGCUCUCAUCGAAAAUUCGAAAAUACCCCGAAAACUCUUAAAUAAUUUAUAUAAUAUAUAACCCGGAUUAUUAAAAAAAUUAUAUACAUAUAAUAUAUUAUAUUUGUUGAUUUUUUUUUACUUUUCUAGAAGACCUAUACGCUAUAUUGAGGGGGUUGGGGUUAGUUUGAAAUUUUGUUUGUAUUUUAAUGAUAAAAUUUAAAAAAAGCUUUAAGUACGUAUAAAGCAUUAAAAUUCGAGACAUAGGUUUGGUUAUAGAGCAUGCAAACCGCAGUAGGGUUUCCGAAAAAAAUACACGAUAGAAAGUUUUAAUUCAAAAAUCGACCGCGAAAUUAAAUAUUCACGAAUAUUAUGUUAAUGUAAUCCUAACCUUGUAAUAUAAAUCGUGUGGUGUGUAAUAAAUAGCAGUAAAUUACGACGGCCACGGGAAUUCUCCUACAAAUAUAAUUAAAAUUAAUAUGGGUAUACUAUAUUAAUAUUAUCGGUAGUUAGGACAAAUUAUUAACGAAGAAUAGUGUAUUACUGAAAUAUCGUAUAAUUUUUAUGCGCAGCAAGCGUGAAUAAUAUAAAACAAAUAUAGUGACCUAUUUAUAAUAUGUAUUUUUAAGUUUCGUUAAAAAUUCUCCACCAACAUUUGUAUAAUAAAUUUAAUUUAAAAAUUUUUCCUUUGGCUUCACUUUAUAUUAUUGGUUAUUUUUCCUUGACUUUAUUUCCCUUCAGUCACCUUAAACAGUGCAAAACUCGCCGAAAAUACUGCUGUUUAUACUUUUCUGUAUGGCUUAUUCUAGGUCAUAUAGACCCAUUGCCAAUGUCUCUCCAUGCUUUUCCAUGCGUUUUUCAGUUAUUCUCCGUCCAUUUUUGGUUCCAUCAGUAUUAUUUUCAUUUUGCAUACUUCUACACAGGUAGGUAGGUACGUGAAGAAAAUCAUCGCUAAAUAAAUACAUCGUUGUCAAUUUAUUAUUAUUUUUUUUUGUAUUAUAAUUGAUAAUUUUUUGAAUAAUAAAUUCAAGAGGAUAUUUGGAUUUCUUGCGCAAAUAUAUAUUUGCCGCCUAGUUACCUAAGUAUAUAUCUAUUUGUGUUCAGCUAAUAAAUUAUUAAUGAUUAUUAUAUUCUGUAAAUAUUUUGACAAACCGUGUGCAGUGCAAACAUAAUACUGUAUACCUACCUACGCGACUACUGAAGAAGUGAUUUGAAGCAAAUACAAUAAACCGUAUAAAAUAAUAUAUUACUGGGGUGUCCAACCUUUUGUAAAGACUGGGCGACAUUAUGUAAGUAGAAGUUGUUGUGGGCCACAUACAUUAUAAUAAUAAUACAUUUUAUUUAAAAUUUUCACCGUAGUGAAUAAUCAGUAGAAAUAUUUUGACGAGCUAUUACAUUUUAUUUAUAGUUACAAGGAAAAAUAUAUUUAUUUAUGAUGAAAAGAAAACAAUUUGAAAAUAAUAGUUUUGUUAUUUUUGUUACAUUAGUUUAUUUAUCGCUAUCAGUUCCCAAUAAAGAUAACAAUUUCAUAUAAUAGUACAUUCUAUUAAGUAAUAUUUAAAGUUUUUUAAUAUUUUGUAGUUUUAUAUUCUUGAAAUAAAUUUGUUUUCAUAAUAUUAUAUACAAUUAAUUGAUGAUUUGAAAUUUAAACGAGGGCCGUAUUAAAAUCUACCGUGGGUUGAACAUCCCUGCUAUAAUACAUAUAUAAUAUCUUUGUCAUACGAUCAGAGCCAGGGCCUAUUUUUGUGUAUAAUACGCCUCAUUGUGUGUAAUACCAAAUCUGUUGUGUGUAGUACGGAAUUAUAAAAUGUGCAGAGUGUUAUAAAAAAAUAUUUCUUUACUAUGUUUUGUUGUUAUAGUAUUUUUUAAUUGUUUAACGAAUUUAGAAAAGGUAUUCGAAGACAUUCGAACAAAUACAAAGUAUUUUAAAAUUUGUUAUUUAUUAUUAUGAUGUUUUAAAAAUUAUUAUCUUAAUGCUUGUCAGAAUUAGUUUAUUGACUUUCAAUAAGGAAUUAAAUUCAAAGGAACGUUAUUUAAACAAAUGUUUUGAAAGAAUAAUGUAUAAAUAAAGUACAAACUAGUUUAUAUUAUGUGAUAUUUUUUUUUUAAGUUUACUUGUUACAUUACCCAUAAAUUUCUCUUUUAUAAAGUUUAUACCUGGAAAUAUUUGUUUAAAAAAAAUUGAAAACAACGACAAAUGGUAGACAAAUUAGUGAAAUAACUGUAUUUAAGAGUAUAAGAGCAAAUUUUUUUUUUUUACCAUUUAUUUAUGGUCUAAACAAAAAGUGCGUAAUACAAAAUUAUACAGAAAAUAGGCUCUGAUCAGAACCGAACCUAGACGUCACCUAUAACUGCACUCACAUUGUCCAAGUGCGUUGUUAUUCAAGGUCUGUGAUUUUCAUAAAAGUAAGUAGGUACGUAGGUAUACCACGACUUCAUUAUGUACCUACUGUAUAAAUAAAAAUAAUUGAGUUAUCUCCGUUAAAUCAAAUCAAUUAUUUGCUCUUUUGCGGGGCUUGCAUCAAUAUAAUUUAAUGAUUAGAUUCUAGACUCUAGUUAGGUCUAAUCUCUCUGGUUAUGAUUAUAACGUUAUGUAGGUACAGUAAGAAAAAUGAUGAAUAUCGUUAAACAGAACGUACAAAAUCUAAUAAUCCAGUCAUUCCAGCCGUCUUUAUCCGACACUCGUGGUUUCCAAGUUCUAGUACUUCCGCAUAUUUCUUGACUAUGCGUCUUUACACCUAAUUCUUAGUCUUUAUCUGAGGAAUUUUUUUCUCACUGGGAAAAAGUUCCCCUUCAAUACUGUACGAAUAAGCAAUAGGUUACGGUUUCUCCGGGCGCGCACCAUGAUCAUUAUUGUAAUCUCUUGCUUCUGCAGGUGGCAUCUACGAUACAGUUCAGAUUCAAUGGUUCUCAUUCUUUCUUAUUCACCACUUAUCGUUGGUCUCGCUGUAUAUUUUACAGCUAAUUUUCCUCGAUCGUUUCUUUUUAAACACGCUAAUAAUAAAUAAAAAGUCGCAUAAGUAUACCUAAAUUUAUUUCGGGCGAGUACUAAUCGUGUAUAGUAAUUUAUUCGGUAGCUUUCGUUUUUAUAAUGUGGCACACAUUUACGUACGGUCCGAACAGUGUACGUAAUCUUUUAUUACCGAAAUGGAUGGUUACCGCCACCACGAGAUACGUCAUCGUUAUAAAAAAAAAUGGUAUGCAAUUAUAAUAAACUAUACUAUUGGCGAUUGGAAAUAUAAUUAAUAAAUAAAAAUUAUAAUUAGUAUAAACGUUCGCUGCAGUUAUAAACAUCCUUGGGUCGAUCGUUAUUCUAAUGAUACAAGAAACGCGUGUUUCAUUAACACCCGUACGAUUUCGAAUGACCAAAAAUAUUUUAAUACUAUGUCGAAAAUGUUGUCGAAAUCUACCCAGGAACAAUAAUAGACGACUGCAAACCCCGAGAUAAGUGGAUAGGGAUAGGGAUGGUGGAGCCGGAAAAAGUCCCGCAUGAACAUAAAAGCUUAUAUAUACAGAUGAAGAAUAUAAUAUUAGUCUCUGUCGCUGUCACUACCGACAACUUGCGGUCGUUUUUAUUUGCAUGAUCGCAAACCGUUUUAAGUCAUUCAAACGCGACUAUUUUUUUACCAUCGGUUAACGAGGAGAAUCACCGUGUCUUUUUUUUCUCCAAAUAUGCGUGUCCAUUUAAAAUUAUAAACGGUCUGUUUUAUAGUGUUUAUGCGUUACCAUAUAAAUAUUAUUUACGUGCGAGCAUUGUGCAAAAACGAGAGUGUAAUGUGUGUGGUGUUAUUUUUUUAUUCGUGCGCUUACAUCUGCACCUGCUUUUUCGUUUACGAUAAAAAACAAAAAAAAUUUAAAAUCACUCUCGUUCAUGACUGACUUAUCGUUUGUUUUUUCGAAUUUACUUUCGUCGGACUCACCGUUACAUCGCGUCAUAUUAUAUCCAGUGUUGGAAUAAUCUGGAUAAUAAUAUCGAAAAUAUAAUCUAGAAUCUAGAUGACGAAAUACUAUUUAAUUUAUCUUUUAUCUAGAUAAAAUAUAAAUGUCUUUAUAUCUUCUUAGUUCCAUUUAGUACAUAAACACGUUAAUAAUAGAUACUAUACUAUUAUAUUACCUAUAAUCAUAAAAAAAAUCGGAUUUCCUCAAAAAAAAAAUUUUUUUUUUUAAUCACGACAUAACCUUGGUUAUUCACAAAUAUUAUUUUAUAUACCUAUACUAUUUUGAAUAUUUAAUAAUAUGUUUUGAAUUCGAAUUAUCUGUAUUCUUAAAGUAAUAUUGGUUGUGAAUUAUCUUAAUAUAUCUUUUUACAUCUUAAUAUAUGUAUCCAAUAAGACAGAACUAAAUGUGCUACCUGUUAAGAAAAUGUAUCUAAAAAUUACUGGUACAUAGGUAUUUAUAAACAAUUACAACAUAUUACAAUUAGUAAUACAAUAAUUACAAUAUAUUACAACCGAUAAUGCAUGGAGUAAACACAAGAUACGCAAAAACAAUUUUAUUAUUAAAAGAUAAAAAAAACCAUAUCUGGUAGAUAUUUUGAAAUAAUCCAAUCUAUGUAACCGUAACAAAAUGCCAUCCUAUAUAGUAACCCUUCUAAUUUAUUUAUUCAAAAAAAUUUGCAAGGGUUAUUGGAAUCUCCUUACGAAUUAAUAAUAUUAUAGUAAUAAAAUUGUUUUAAUUUUAGCCUUAAUUUAUAGUAAUCGUUGUAUGAUAAUGUAAUUUAAAUCAUGUACUUAUUAAAUAAAAGUGUAAUUUGUUUUUUUUAAAUAGAUUUUUAAUUCUUGGGCUCAACACGAGUCCUCUUAGUGGGGCCCAGUACUCAUAUAUUUAUACUUAAUUAAAUAAAAUAAAUAAAUAGAUGUUAUUAAAUAACUGAAAAUUUUAUUUUAUCAUUAGCUAUUUGAGAAAAUUGUUUAGUUCAGAUUAUCUUUUAUCUAAAUUUGUAUCUAGAUACAAAUAUUGUUUAUUUUUUCCAACACUGAGCUAUUAAUCGUAUACUGUUGUCCGUUGAUAACAGUUGUACUGAGCGCUUUCCUUCUACCGAUUUUUUAUUCGUUCCCAGAUUCUAGCAUUAACUAUGGUGAAUAUUAGCUGUAAAGAAGCCGUGCUACUCGUAUUUAAUAUCCCAGUCCGAUCAACCUAGCAAAAUUACAUAACCUUAGACUUUGAACACCUCUAUUACAGACCCCUUAAAUGAAACUACGGUGAUGGAAUUUUGUACAUGCAUCAUGACGUUAGUAUGAGGAUGUGCCUUUUGGGAAACGGGGGUUUCAACUUUCAACCCUCAUCUCUAUCGUUUUUAUUCUCAAACUGCAUGUGAAUUUCAUUUGUCAAAUACGACAUAUUAAUACGAUUUUAAUCGAAUAAAUUUUUAUUUCCCUUAUUUGUUUUUCUUUUCCUCGAGGAUUUGUGUUUCACUACACUGGAUUUAUGUCACUCCAGGAUGACACAUCACCCAGAUUGAAAAUCCGGUGAACACUGAGGAGAACUGCAUGAUAAUGCCUGCAAGUACUUAAAAUGUCCAAUUAAUACUCAAACGAAAUUAUACGGGAUUGAGAACUCGCGCGCAAACGUUCACUACGAUUUUGACGGCCACAAAUCAGCCGUAGAUUAUUUUGUCCGUUUUCUCGUCUUACAUUUUUUUCGUGAUUCGACUGACCGCGGAACGAACGAUUCGCGUGUGUGCUCAAAGACACGUGUAAUUACCACACAUUGUUACCGGGCGUUAUUACACUAUUAUUAUACCUGCCUACCUACACCAUAGUUAAAAGCGAGAAAAUUAUACGGCAAAUGACUUUAUAAUAUUAUUAUUAUCAUCGUACAAUUAACGCACCUCCGUCCACGCCAUGUGCUUAUACUUUUAUAAUUAAGUCGAAAACGGGCCCCGCAAUAAUGUACACUAGGCGAUUGAUUUUAGAUUUUGAACGAAGCAAUUUGCAAUUUGACUGUGUUUUUUUUGGGGGGGGGGGGACUGUAAAGAACUUCAGCAUUGAGACUCGUCGAACAUUGAAAAAGAAAAUAUAAUUUUUCUAACAGAUAUAUUGCUCAAAUCAAAAAUGGGAACUUUCUUGAAGAAUUUUUAAUUUAGUUGGUACGUCGAAGAGGUUUUUUUCGUAUUUCCCUUGUAGAGUUCUUAAUGGUAAGACUGGACAUUUUUUUUUUGUUUAAUUGUCGACGAUUUCUUGAAUUCACGCUGUUCGAAAUCAUUUUCCGUUAGCGUUGGCAACAGUUUAACGUCGCGUAAAGGUAUAAAUUAAAUUACUUUAUAUUAUAUUGUCUCUUCAGAGUAUUCCCUCCGUAAACAACGCAGUAUCAGCUUUUUUUUUUUACAAAAUUUCGCAGGCGAUUUGUAUUCGUAAUGCAACAUAAUUUAUCGAUGUACUAUGCGCAUAUAAACAUUAUGUAUGUAUUCGAAUAUUAAAUCAUAGGUGUCCGUCAUCAGAAUCGAAAAUAAUUAUAUACGCCUACCUGUAUAUUACGCGAUUUAAAUAAUUGAAAAAAAAAAUCCUCAUCGUUUUUCAGCUAAUUUUAUUAACCUACGGUAUGAGGACCGCGCGAAAACAUCAUAUACCUAGGUUAUAGGUUACAGGCUACAGCUAACCUAUAAUACUUGAUAAAUUAUAAUUUGUCGAGUAUUUAUACCGUCAGUUAUCGGCAGAAUUUUUUUAAUAUAUAUAUAUAUUAUUAUCUAAUAACAGUAGACACACUUCAAACAAAUCCGCCCGUCACCACGCCUCUUUAAUCCGACUAUAUGAUAAUCUCGUACACAUACCUAUAAUAUAUUAUAAUAACUCUAUUAUUAUACAUUGUCGAGUUCUGUAAUUAGACAUUUCGCUUUUCUCUCCGGGUUUUCAGACUGGUGGUGCUGCGUGUACAGUGUACACGCACUCGUUCGUAUAAUUUGCUUAUUCCGUUUGAUACCGUUAACACGGUUAUUAAACUAUACGAAUGUCUAAAACGGGAAGAUAUACCUAGCGUGGUAUUCACAAUUAACGGACGACGGCUCGUGAACAUCCGGCGGUACGACGACAUAUUAUAGUAUACGAAGACAUUAGGUCCAAAGAAAAAAAAAAAAUUAGCGAAAACGAAAAGGAAAGCAUUUUGUUUAGGAUGUUUAAUUACAUGAACUAACCGAAAACGAAACGAAAACACAGCCGAAAAUGGUUAAUCUUCUCGAGUACCUACCGCGGAUAUAAUAAUAUCCAAAUAAUGAGUUAGGUUUUUUAAAAUCUGAAUUUAAAUUAGAAUUUUUAAAAAAACUAAUUUAACGAUUUUUAUGGAAUUAUUUUUUUGGAUAAUAUGACUAUAUUAAUAAUAAUAUAUUAGUCAUAAUCAAUUUCAGAAAAAAUGAUUUUUAAAAUCAUUCAUUUUGUGGAUUUUAAAAGAUCUUUAAUGUUUAAGAAUAUAAUUUCCAAAAAAAUUAUUUUUAUGAUUUUGGAUUUAGAUUUUGAAAAUCGAUUUGUUGUUAGAUUCUGAGCGAAGCGAUUUUGGUAUUGAUUUUACUAUAAUGUGGUUUAUUUUUGGCAUCUGUAAACAACUUUACUACCAAAAAUCUUGGUCUAAUCAAAAACUUUACAGAAACUUUCUUGUAUUAUGUUUGAUCUGAUCAAUGCAAUUAAGAGUAAUGUUUUGAUUUGUUUAGUGGUUGUCAUAAUAAAACGGAAAAACUAGCAAUUAUUUGUACAAUUAUUGUUAAUUAAUUGAGUUAUCCAGAAAAAAGCGACUAUUAAAACUCAGCUCAAAAUCGUGUUUUGUUAGCGAUGGUUUAUCGUUGCGUACAUUUAUAAAUUCAAUUUACACUACACAUCCUCCCUUCUUACUUCCCUCCCAAAACAGUGGCACACGCAUCAGCAGUAUUAGCCUUUUUAUUAUUUACUCGGUAGUGGUGCGUUCGUUAAAGUCUCGACAUUAACAUGCGUGACCGAUUUCCAAGUCUAAACUGCAGAUCAAAGUAGGUAUCUAUCGCCCAACUGACGACGUCGACGACUAUGCAUAUUAUUGUUGUGAUGUUUUUUUUUUUUUUUUUCAAGAUCGAUGACGGCGCUUUUUACCUCACCUGCGUGUUGUACACAUCUUUGUUGCUUGCAAAAUACGCGCGAAAAAUAAAAGUAGACCGCAGAGAAAUUAUAAUAUUCUACUCAAAAAAUCGAAAAUCGAGUCCAUUUAGAAAAUCGUAUUAUGCAUAAACAGGUGCGAUUUUAAAUGACGUUACGCACACAUGUUUCACAGAAUCAAAUAAUUCGUUAAAAAAAAAAUACACACAUACACACAUCCAUAAUAUUUAUUUGGUCACCGUGUCGAAUUUUCGACCGUUCGUCAUAUCUUUAGGGUGGUAUUCAUUAACCGCCGAAAUUUCACGACUUUUAUUAUUACGAUAAAAUAUUAUAGUCUCGCCGAUUGUUAUUUUUAAAAUAAUAUCGAGGAAGAUCUUUAGACCUGCAGUAACAGUAAAGCCAAUAAUGGAUAACAUAACCGGAACAGGGAAAAUAAAGAGCUACUGCAAAUAUGCAAGUUUGCCAACUAGAAUGUUUUGUAGAGAUUUUCGCGAAAAAAGUCUAACGUGGGACACGUGCACAGAAGCUAAAAUCCACCACUACGGGUAGUACUGGAACCGAAGUCGACAAAUGAUCUUUGCGAAAGCGGAGGAAUGUAGUCGAAAGUAAAAUAGGAUGUGAAAGCUUUAGAAGGUGAAUCCAAUCAGAAGAAUUUGGCUAUAGAUAGGGAUAACUGAAACAUUAAUUGUGGGAUAAUGAUACUAUAGAAUAACUCAAUAUAAAGGAAUAACUAAUUUAUAUAAUUAUUUUCAUUCAUUUUUUUUUUGUUGAUUCUUUUUUCUCUUUUGCCUUUUUUUUAAUGUCAUUACUUAAUGCUUAGUGAUGUAGCCAAGUUGUCUUUGUGUAUCUUUGUUUAAAAAAUAUACAUUCCACCGACUUCAAUAUGAAUACGAAACAAUUGAAACUAAACCUAUCGUGUUCAAAUACCUAAAUAGUAAUUUCCAUAUUAUUUCUCACGUUUUAAAAAUUCUGUUUAUUAUGUUUUCGAAUUUUUAUGCGUGUUAAUAAAAUUUAAGUAACUGCUGGACCUCCGCACGAGUUUUCACUCAGCGAGGGUCAGUAAUCUUUUUGAUAGCAAAUAAAAAAAAAAAAAAAAAACUAAAUAAAUAAAUAGAAAUAGCGUGUAGCGUAGUAUUGUAUCAUGCGAAAUUGAUUAGGGAAAAUUCGACACUAUAUAACGACGAAGCCUUGCUGCUCACGGGUGUUUUUUUUUUUCCAUUACCAUCGGCGAUUAUAACGAUCGGCAUACGCACAUCGAUUAAGUAUUCCCGGCAUCAAUUGAUAUUAUAUCGACAAUUCCGAUCGAGAACAUCGUAAACGCGUCGCCGCGGCGCCUCCCUGGCGCGCGUUUGACGGGCUCGCACGAUGACGCGUGACUGGUCACAACAAUUAUGUUUGUAGGUAGGUACGUUUAAAUCUAGGUAAGCGGUAACGGCGGUAACCUAAGCGCAUGUGUGUCUGUGCGCACAGUACCUAUAUAUUAUUAUAACAUUUCGUUUUUUUUUUUUUUUUUUUUUUUCUUCGGUUUUGUUUCGGGCGUGAAAUAAAACGUACCUCUAUGUGUGCACAUUAUAAUGUAUACUUUAUGUAUAUUUUAUUGUCGAUGUGCGACGGCAACGAUUACACGGUUUUUCGUCCGUCAUCUCUCAUCACUGCUCCAUAUAUUAUUAUUAUUAUUGUUAUUAUUUCGUCUGCUGCUGCCGUCGUCGUCGUCGCCGGCGUGCGGUUUGCAUAGAAUAUUGUGCGUGGUGAUCGGAGGCGGCGUCGGCGGCGACCGUAAUCGCCGGACGACAACAUUGUAAUACUAAUACUCGUGUAUUAUAACCCGGCGACGAAAAUAUAAAACGGAUCCGGGAAGUAUAAUAGUAAAAAUAUUAAACAGCUUCUGCGGUAGCGGUUCGCGUGCCCCAUACCCGCAGACCGCGCCGCCGGACAUCCUCCCGCCGAUCGGUUUUAUCUUCUUUUUUAACGGCACACAACGUCUUCAGAAUUUUUUUUUUUUUUUUUUUCACUCUCUUUUUCUCCCUCGGACACACAGAUAAUCGCCGUCGAGAAUUUUUCUCAUAUAUACGUGUAUUCACACGUAUUAUAUUAGUAACCUAUCAAUAUUACAGAAGAGAGCGAUUAGUUUUACGCAAUAUAUCGUGAUAUUUUCUUUUACACGGUUAUUAAAAAUGCUCCGAUUUGUUCACCCGAAGUAGAUACCUCAAAAUAUGCGGAAUUCCUACCCCCUCGAUACUUUAUUUGAAACAUUUGUCGCAAAUUUUCAGCAAUUCAACUAUACUAAGUUCCUAUUUUUGCUGUUUGAUUACUGUUGAUUUCUGGUAUUCCUUUAGAAACGCGUAGAAACACGAGGAAAACACGACUAAUAUCAUUGAUUAAAUGUGUAUAAUUAAUCAAUGACAAUACUUCCAGGUCCGGCACUACCUACCCCCUCUGAUUGCUAUUCUGCUCAGAAUCGUUUUUAGUUUGCAAUGAAAAAUCAUUGCACACAGUAUAUUAUAAUCUAAAUAACUCUGUGACUACUCAUUUGCAACAGUAUUGACAGUAUUUUUUUUAUUUACGUCAAUUAUACAACGUGAUUUAUAUUUUGUUUAAUGGACCAAGGCGAUCUAGCAAGACGUUGAAUAUUUUGCUGACCUGACCUAACCUAACUUAACCCUGUCGGCUCUUGUAAUCGAAACUAACCCGCGAAGAAAAAUAAGUUAAUAAUUGCCCUAAUAUAGGUGGUUUUAACUUUUAAUCGUUGCUGUAAUCGAUUCAUUAUAUUACUCCACGGAAUCAUGCAUGAAGUAAAUCGAAUUUAGAGAAAAAAAAGUCAAUUACUUGUUGAAAUUCACUAUUUUCACAGUUAAUAUACUGUGCAUUGUUAUACCAUUAUAAUUAUUAAACUGACAGCAGAGAGUUUUUUUCCUAAGUAUAUAUUCAUAUUUUUUUUUUUAUUAAAAUAAUAUUACUAAAAGUAGGUACACAUUUUUUUUUUUUUUUUUUUACUUGCUCUUUUUCAUUUUGCUUUUUUUCCUAUAUACCCAGCUCCCCAAGUAAAUCAAGGUUGAUACGAACGCACUAUAAGCAUACCCGCAUGCAAACUAACGGCGGUUUACUCGUUUCUUUCGGCAUUUAUACCGUUUUCGAAUCGCAGACGCUGUAAAUAUCUACAUUUAUAUCCAAGUUUAAUGCGUCCUAGUCCCGUUUACAUUAGCUAGUUGGAUUGUACGAGAAAAUUAUUGUCGCGAGAGCAGUUGUAGUAGGCUAAUAGUUAUAAUAUUACAGGAGAGAUAACGACGACAUUGGCGGAUAUAAAAUUUAUAAAACUGGCUUAAUAAUAUUAUCGUUGCGGGGCGCACGUCGUUGUAAGAACAGUAGUGAACACGACGUAAUAACAAACAAUAAUAUACGCCUACUCGACGACAUGCGAACGGGAAACCGGUCGUAAGAGUACAAGCCGGAGAUGUGUAACCAAGAUUACCGCGGGUGCCCAGGUAUAUACCGGAGUUUGAUUCGCGCGUUGUAGCGGUCGUCGCCGUAAACCUUUCCGUCGGAUUACUCCGUUGUUUCUUUUCUUUCUUUUUUUUUUCCGCGGUUUUUCCUGGAGCCGUCGUGUAUUAGGCGCCCCCGACACUGUACAGCGGUCUACCGCGACGACGACGUUCUCAAUUAAACUUAACGGCUUUCAAUAUUAAACUUAACUAAGUGAUGGUGUAUAGUCGUCCAACCGAGAUAACGGGGCGAUGUUAUCGCCCGUCGAGUGCACUUACAGUUGUAAUAAAUACCUGCCUAUUAUAGAUACCUACACUCCAUACAGGUAAACGUCAUCAUUUAAAACUGUCGCACGACAAUCCGUUUGCCGCGGCCAUCGAAUCGGGAAGACCCUUUCCAAUUGAACUUCCAAGUCUACGCGCGGCCGACUUCAUACCAACGUUCCUUCAAAUGGAAUGUACCGAAGAUAAUUACCGUUGGACUGCGGCCGUGCACCGCCUACUCGACGGUAUCGCGACGUCCGACAAAUUGUGUGCAGUUCGUUUUAAAAACCGUGUGGUCCGUUUAAUGGACUCUAUUAUAACAUGCGCAACGAAAUAUUUCUUCUUCUCUUUUUUCAUUUUUCCCGGACUAUUUCCGGUGUCGGCCGCCUCGGUUGCCAACAUACGUCCGCACAUUCGUUUGCAAAACGUUACUCGUAAUACAGCCUCGUCCCUUCGCGUCGCGUGUCGUCCGAGUCACCUCUGUCAAUAUUAUUCUCUUUCUCUUUUCGACUAUCUAAAAUACCGAAUUAUCGGUCGGAAGAGGCGGAUUCUGUGUCGGCCGAUAAAUCCGACGUCCCAUUUUCGAUAUCGGCCGUCUCGCGAUCCUUUUCGCCUCUCGAUUCUUUUCACCUCACGAUACCAUCGCGUCCUAAAUAAUUAUUAAUGACACGACUACCGUUUAUAUAAAUAGAUUUAUACGACUAUAGGCGUAUCUGUACACUUAACGCACAGACGGACGAAUAAAUCAUUGACGAUUGGAAUCGCAUCGCGUGCGUUCGACCCAAGUAUACCCUACCCUACCAGCUGUGCAUCAGCCGUUAAAGAAUUUCGAUUUAUUAAACCGAACCGCCCGUUAUUUCGUGCGGCUAUUCGGAUUUCGUUUGAAUCCAAUAAUAUAUUAUCACGUACAGGGUCGCCGGGACGUUGUUAGAGGAUCUCGUUAUAAUAUCCGCGAGCACGUCGAUGAUUUAUCGUAAAAACGUACAUCCGAAUACACGCACACACACACACACACACACACACACACACACACACACACACACACACACACGUCUAAAAUAAAAUCGACAAAAAUGAAUAAAAAUAUUAUAAUACGGAAUACAAUGUUGAUGAUGAAGACAUUGCAAAGUGUAUACAUAUUUAUAAUAGUCGUUAGUGGUGAAACGUUUAUAUGUGUAAACGCUGCAACCUACGCCUACUAUUGGCAGAUAGCAGACGUGAUGUACACUAAAACGUAGUUCGCUUUUAUCAUAAUAUUAUAUUGAUACAGUACGAAAACAUUAGUUAAAUAUUCGAAUAUUAUGCGCGAUAAAAAUGGAAAUAAAAUUAUGAUAAUAAGGGUCACGGCGGGCGGUUAAACUGCGAGACGUGCAUGCGUUAAGGUUAACGGAAAAAAAUAAAAUAAAAAUAGAUAGGUAUGUAAUAUAGUUUUGACAUUGAAACGCGUAAAUUAUUUGACGAGGGAAUUCGCGCACGUGUGUGAUAAAAAAAAAAAAAAAUCAUCACAGUGCGCUUUUAAAAAUACCUAUGGGUAAUAUUUACGGUUUCGUAUACGGCUUUGGAUUCGAAACGUCUCGAAUUUAUCGAUGUCGUGAUGCAGCAGCGUGUACACCCACCGUCCGUUUUCCGCACGAGUGAUAAUAUUAUUUACCUGUUGAACUGCUAUAGGACCUGUUGACAAUAACAAUAACAAUGAUAACUUGACCCGGGGGGAUUUCAUGGCUGCGCGACGCUUCUUCAGGGCCGGUCACUAUUCUCACAUGGUAUUAUUAAGGUCUCCAACGAACCAUAAUAAUUUUUUUUUUUUUUAUGAUUGUUAUUAUUGUUUUCCUAAUAUAAUAAUUACUCUGUGAACGCGAUAUUACAAUAUUUUUGUAUUAUUGUUUACGACCUGUCUGAUUUUAAAUCGUUAUUUAUACACGCGUUCGAACGAGACUUUAAUAAUUAUUUAGUACGUGUGCAAUUCAUACGAGUAUCCCAACGCUACUUUGUCGAAUACUGGGCAUCAAACAUAAAGGCGAAGCCGUUUCGAAGUCGAUUUUCCAGGAGUAUAAUUUUAGUACUCUGGAUAGUAUCGGAAAUCCAUACAUCGAAUGGUUAUAGAAACUAUAAAUUAAUUAUACCACGACUGAAAGCUUGCUUCAAAAAGAUUCCUUUUCUGCUUAAAUUUGCGAUCCAGUAGUGUAAAUUAAGUAAAAUCAAUUAUAGAUUUUAAUGUUUACGAAUUUAAUACAAUACACUUUUUUAAAUAUUUUAAAAACAAACAAGUUAAUUCACCACCAAAUAAGGGUGUUAAAUAAAGGUUAGGUAUUUAUAAAUUAAGGUGGCCCGUGCAUUAAUGUUUAAAAAAACAUGUUAACAUAAUAUCAUUAAAAACCGAUCUGAAAGUUGAAAUCACCAUUAUGAAAUGAAUAAAAAACGAUAUUUUCAUCAGCUUUCAUCAGUUUGAAAUAUAAAUUAUCAAAACAGUAAGUUGUUUAAAACCAAUUUUAAAUACGGUCUUUUAUGUCUUCGGUAAUGAGAUGACCGUGGCGUAUUUAUGAUUUUGUUUUGUUUUGUUUUUUUCUUUUUAUGAGGGGAAGAAGGUACAUUAACACAAUUUAGUAAGCUAAUUCCGCCUAAAUCAUACCAAACUUGUAUUAUAGAAAUUAUGUGCUUAUAGGAUGAAAAACAUCGAACGCACCAAUAAAUGCGUAAAUAUGCUACUGGAGUUGAAUAUAUUUUUAAAAAUUGUAAAAAUGUCGACGUAGUAGUAUCCAAAAUGUUUGCCAUCUACAAAUUUCAUAAUAGAUGUUAAAAUUCUAUCUCGGGCACUUUUAUCUGUUUUGCGCGAACAAGUUUGGUAUCGUUCAUCAAAAAUGUUUUUUUAAAUUAAUUUAUAAUUUGUUCAAAAACGUCGUUAUAGUUGCCUAUCGCCACCCCUUCAUAGCUAACAAAUACUACAACUAGAUGGCAGUACAACAUUCGUAUGUAAACGAACCGGUUGUUUUGUUGACUUUAAAAGUGAAUUUAAAUUUUAAAAUUAAUGUAGCUAACAUUACUAUGCCUUUAACCCCCUCAUUUAUAAAUGAUAAUUAAUAAUAUUAUAUAUUACUGUUAUUAGUUAACAUAAUAUUAUUGUAUUCACUCAUAUUUUCGAAAUUAAUGCAAUAACCUACGUUUCAUUCCUCGUGAUAUCAAUAUAUGAUUUUUACGCCUAAAAUAAACCGGAAGACUAAUGAAAUAUCAUAAAAAAAAAAAAUAUUCAAUAUUCGUAAAGUGUUAUAAAUUAACAACUAUAUUGUUAUUAUUAUCACUUAUGCGUACAAAAAUAUCUAGCCCCUUAAGUUUAUCCGGAGGCAAUUUAACCAGCACGACUGUAUGUACUUCAAUAGCCAGCGUUUUCUCAAUGAAGGCGCGUCGGCUGUCGUAUAAUAAUAUUAUUAUAAUUAUUAUUCUAUUUCGCAAUAUUAUUGCGUAACUUGUGCUUCUUCAGUCACAAACCCGCAUCCACAGCGGUCCUACGAUAAUUAAAAACAAACGGAAAAAUUCAACUUCAAAAUAAAAUUGCGAUUUUCGUCGAUGUGUCAUAAAUACGUUUGUUUUAAACGAUACACCUCUGCACGUACUAUUAUUAGAAUAUUAUGUUUUAAAGAUAGUGCAAUACAGACGCGUCAUCGUUUUCAAUUAUUAUUGUCAUUAGAUUAAAAAUAUUAACGAUCGAUGUUUUUCGUUCGUCACGUUGGCCAUUUUCGUAUUCUUUAAACGUGAUUAUAUAAUCGGAGUUUACUGAACAAAUUUUGGACAUUAGAAAUCAGAAUCGUUUUUACCUUUAAGACGGGACAGUAUCUCGGAAAAUCCAACGUCCGUAUGUGGCGCGCGUGUAUUAAAGAGCCUCGUCAUUUUUGACGAUUUUAUUCGUUCAAAUGCCCUAUAGUUUUGACAAAAUGAAUUCAAAGUUUACGCUAUUGGAUUAUAAUUCGGAAUGAAUAAAAUAACAGCGCGGGUACUGGAUAAGUCGUACGAAAAACUAGUGGAAACAAUUAAAUUGUUAAAUUCUGUGUGUGAUAUUUGCAAACUUGAAAAUUUGGAUUUUUCGGACCCGUGACAUUGUAAUUGAAUAGUGUCAACGUUUCGCAAUGGCGUGUCUAUCGACGUAUAGGAGCCCCGGAGUCAAAAACAAAUCGGGGCCGCUCGCGAAAAUUUCGAGCGAUCCCGAACAAUCCGAGGUACUCCAUUUCUUCACCUCUUUCCAAACAAUAUGAGCCCGUUUCACCGUUUCAAAUUUCGUAACGUUUUGAAAAAAAUAUUCUACAAAUCGCACAUUACUCUGUUAACUUACCGGCCAACAACUACACGGGCCGGUCCAGAUUUUUUCGCCGCCUUGAAUCCGCAUACCCGGACAUUGUUGUACUGUGCGCCGGGAAAACCUCUGGACAUUGCCGGUUGGGGCGGGGGUGGCUGUAAUAACAAUAGAGACCGACUCGUUUGCAAAUGAUUUUAUUGUGCGCUCGUUGUUGACGCCGUGGCCGCCGCACGUAGACAAUAAUACAACGGGAUAACGAGAUGAUCAAUAAUUAUUAUCAUUAGCGUCAGUCAACAUUAUAACAUACUUAGGUAGGUACACACGAAAUGAAAUUAGAAUGAAUAAUGAAAAAAAAAAAAAAUUAUAAUAAGUACCGCGCGUCUCUGGUUGGCUACCUACGCCGCCGCGUAAAUACAACAAUAGAAGAGAUACGCCCGUUAUAAUGUCUUUGGUUUUAAUUUCCGUUAUUGUCGCGACAAUGCGCCCGCGAUAAUAGGGCGUCGAAAAAUUUAAUUAAAAUCUCUACACCGCCGAGCCCGCAAUCAUUGUCCGCCAUCGUCGUGACGUUUUUUUUUUUUUUUAUCUUCAUUAUUAUUAUUAUUUCGUCUCAAUUAUCCGAUGAUCGGGCGUUUUUCCAUAAACACAUUGCGAUUGACCGAAAGAUGUUUUGUUCCAAAGAGACGUGUACAAAUAAUUAAAGUUCGUCCGGGCACACGGCUAAAUGUUAUUUUUAAUCAAUCGGAUUGGACUUGUUUAACGGCGUCUCUCUCAUUCAAUGGCGGGCGAAUUAACGAUAAUAAUCAACUCGAUUAAGUGUGUUAGAGUCGCGUUUCAAAAUUGUCGCUGAUUUUGUGAUAAUUAAAUUUUUUUUUUUUUUUUAAACUUGAAGUGAAUUGAUCACUUCAAUGACGACUCACUAAUUACUAAGUACUCGUUUUUUUUUUCCGCUUUUCUCUAAACAACUUUUUCACCGGCAAUUUUUGCCAAGUACAAAAGAUUUAUCAAAAAGAUCAUUUUUGAUCCAGUCGAUGCAUUGAGGAGGGAUUUUUUUUUUAUUUUUCUUGUAGUUUUCAAAUGGAAUUGUAAAUUGAAAAUGUAAUUUAUCUAUACAUAAUUAUAUAUAUAUACGUGUAUUUUUUUAUUCUGGGUUACUUUGGCAAUAAAGGGAAAAACACGUCAAAUAAUAAUUUGUUCAGAACCGUUUUUCGCGAUUAAUAGUUCGUCGGUGUGUAUAAAUACAAAAUUGAAUUAAUUUAUAUAAUAUAAUAUCUUCUCUCCGAACUUCCUUGCUAAAGCAGUGACGCGCCACGCAAAAGCAGAAUCAGUUCUUUGUUUUGCACAAAAUUGUUAAAACAAAAACAAAAAAAAAAAAAUCAAUAGUAUCCAGACAAAUAACAAUAUAUUAAACGUUCGGCUCUCUAAGGUUUUCGAUUUAGUAUUGUACACACCCAUGAGAAUAAAUUUAUUGAAUCUCAAUGUAUUUCGUAAUAUAUGUAUCAAAGUUUUUUUUGAACAAAAGAGUUAGGGGAAAAACGAGAACACCGUAUUUAAAGGAACCGUUCGAAUUGUUUUGCGAGAAAAAAAAAUAAAAAAAACGGAAAACCGUAUAAAAGUUUUCUUUUUUAGAAAUCGCCUCCGCCGGAACAUCCGCACGUUUCGCGUUCCGAAAACGACAGCGAAAUAACGUAAUAAUUUUUGUUGAUUUCUCUCGCGCCCGUUCGGUGCACUACAAUGCGAGUCCGCGUAUUAAUUGUAUGGGUGUACACACUUUUCAGAACACAAUAAUAAUAAUGCACUGUAAUUCACAUUAAGGUCACUCUGGAAAGCGAUAUUGAACAAGGAGUCGAGUGUAGUGCAACCGCAGUGUACCAAAGGCGAUUUCACCGCCGCGGCGCGGUGUUUCAAUGCGAUUGUUUCGCACAAUGGUUUAAUAUCAAUUAGUAGCGAUUUGGGAUGUUUACACAUUUUCGAAAAAAUUCCCAUCAUGAUAUUAGUUAAAAAUCACAUGCACGUAGGUGCGUCGAAUCUAUUGUGAACGGUUACGAUUGAUUUUGAGGCUUGUUUGUGGGGGCCUAGCCGAAGAAAGAGUCCAGCCGGUUGGUUACCCGGCUUUUAUACAAAUGUAUCAAGCGCAGUACAUUUUGAUACAGAACUGCAUCCAUCUACGAUAAUCGAGUGUGUUUCGGACAUAAACUAAGUCGAUUAAAAGUGCACCGCCAAAACACGCCAAAUGUCAUAAUAUUAACGCGGUGCACCGGAACCGUACUGCAAAACGGAUCCAGCGUGACUUAACUCUCCGCGCGUGAAACACACCAACAACCAGGCACUAGGUUCUUACAUUUUUUUUUCUUUUCCAAAAACGACGAGACUUUCUUUUAGUAAUUAUACCGUAUUUGUUAUCCUUUCAACAAUACCCGAUUAUAUUAUUUACCCGAUGGUUAUUUGGCUCGAUUCUAUUUUUUUUUUUAUAAAUAAUAAUUCAUUAUUCAAGACUUGUUAGGCAUUGCCUGCAUUUCUUUUGUUUCCGUUCACAUACCGCCACAACAACAUUAUUAUUUCGUAUUAUUGAUUUUUAUAUUAUUCAUACACAUACGUUUAUGGAAUAAAUAUCCUUUUAUUUAUUAUUUUUUUUCCUCUCUUUUGUCCGCCCUUUAUUACGUUUUAUACGUUUAUAAUCUAUUUUUCUCGUUUCACUCGUCGACGACACCGCCGCCUCCGGAAACCGCGCAGUUUAUUUCAGCCUGCCGGUGCAGUACGAUCAUUAAUUUCAAAUAAGCAAACAUAAAACCAUUGCGCUUAUAUACUUACCGCAGUUGAUAUCUAACGACUUUCUUGGGUUUUUUUUCUAGAAAUUGCGCGUAAAAUGACGCGUAUACAUUCUUCUAUUAAACACAAAAUCAACUAGAGACGCAGAGAUCAUUUGUUUUCUUUUAAGUUUUAUCGUACCGGAUUAAAAAGUAAAAAGUCACUAUCGUUUUAGAUUACCGGUAAGAUUUUCGGAUACGGAGCAAUGUCGUUUCUUGAACCUUCGUAUACCUUUCCUUUUUACUCUCGGCGAACGCAGGAAUCACCAUAGCAGUAGCGCACGCGGGAUUUUUUCCCGGGAGGGGUUUUGUUUAUAAUAAUUUCCUAGAUACGGCAAUAGCACACAUUAUUAAUACAGUACUGUUACCGAAUAAACGAUUUUCGAUGAAAUUAAAUUUGAUUUUAUUCUGCGGUAUAAGCCGUGGUAUGUUGUCGGAUGUACUACUCUGUUUAAAAAAAAAAAAAAAAAAUGCAGCGAAGGGAGAAACUUCGGGAGUAGGUUUUCGCCCUUGACCUAACCUACGCCCCUCUCCUCUCCCCUCUGGGUACUUCGCCGGUCGCUAGUCCCGUGUAGGCACCAAUGGACACGUUUUCGAAUUUUGCUUCUUACGCGAUUGUCGACCAGUGCAAUGCCUACCGCGGUACCUGUUGCGAGAAUCUAAAACACGGCUCACGUGCGCGGUCCCGUACGCUGUCGGCAAGACGAUAACGCAGUCGGCGUUUUGAAAACGGGACAGCCGUCGUACGGAGUAGAAAAAAAACAAUACGAAAAACGCGUGACGCGCGCGUGUGUACACGGAGCCGUGUAGCGUGUGAUGAUUUUACCGCCGCGGCCGCUGACGGAACGCGCGGUUUACCGUUUUUCUCGUUGUUUUUGUUGUCCGCGCCGGCGGCGCGUGUCGGACAAAAACGGACGGGGACGGCCGCGCGUUCGCGGGACAACGACCGAUUUGAUCAUAACGCACGCGAAACGACGAUGUUUAUAACGGGCGCACGGUGCGCGUGGCGUUUCCCCGGGGAAAGCCGCGCGGUGACAACGCGCGCAAAGUCGCCGCGGACGGAAACCGGACUCGGUACGCUCGGCACCGCCACCGCGGGACGCCGCCGCGGCAGUUCGGUACGCGCGGGAAUAGCCGAGGCGAGAGCCGCGGUGGAGUUUGCGCGUGUAGCAAACGAAAAAAUUAUUCCGGGCGGCGUUCGCCGGCAGACCGGGCCGGAAAAAGAAUCGAAACUCAAACGCGAAUGAACGCCCGAGGAUGUGGAAAUUGCGAAAGUCCGGUGUCCAGAUGUUCGCCUACGCGUUCGAAAUUCCGAAUUCCGACGUCUGCACAUCUCGUCCUAAAUAACCGAGACCAUUCGAUCAUUUAUUUGGAUUCUACGCGAACACGGUGUUAUGCGAACCGACUAUCGACAAAUCAGCGUCUCGAAUCAGUGCCGUAGUUAAGAGGUGGGAGGAUAAAGGAGACCGCGUUCGUGUACCCACCUCGCCUUUUACGAUUCAGUGUUAACUACGUUUACAGUUAUCAACAUGUUUAUUUAAAUUAGCCGGAAAAUGUGUCACAGUAUGCAAUACCUAUUGGCUAAUAAUAAUAAUGAAUGAUUUCACCACCAAAACAGUUGCAAUAGAUCUAUAGGUAUUCGAUAUCGGUAAAAGCAAUGCAAUCUAAAUAUCCAAUACGAUUUUCGCUAAGAUUUCAAAAACAAACAAAAACGGACAUACUUCGCGCACGAUGGAUGGACCACUGUUGUAGGUGAGAAAAUGGGAAAGUAGGAUAUAGAGGGGAAUUUAACGCAUAUCUGUACGCAAUGAUUACUCACGGCUAACGAAAAACGAUUCUGAGCGGAGUUCGGUUAUACAUGUUUUAAAUGGCCGUCAUAUUUACGAUUUUCGUCAAAAUUUGAAAUUGAAAUUCUUAUAAAAAAAAUACUACAUUCAAAUUUUUCUUGUUGACCACUGACUAAAACUCAUAAUGAACCCCCUGUUAAAUUUUAUCCACUCGACCUACUGAAAAAAAAUUACGUAUAAAACUAAUAAUAUUAAAAUGUAUAAAAAUAGUUCAAAAAUGGCCAAAAUGUAAUGAACAUUUUACCACGUCUAGAACCAAGCAUUUUGUCCACAUGUUAAGUCUCUACGAUUAUUUUGCAAAAAAUCAAAACUGAAAAUAAUUAAAGCAUUAUUUCCGUGAAUUUGUCUUGUAUGUGUUUUUGCCGAUUAUUAUGAAAACCUCUGGGGAAUUCAAAAAAAAAAAAAUGACCUCCUUAAAGUACCAUCCAGAUGAAAUUUCUUUUCGGCAAAGGUGUUGCACACGGAAAUCGGAGCGAGAUUCUCGAUAGAAAAGCCGUUCACAGAAAAACAAAAAAAAAAACAAAACCGAACACCGUUGUAAAACCGCUCAGAAUCUCAAACGGACAAUAUUAGCGAUCGGGGGCAAUGUUAUCGGUACGUCGACGCGCGCACGCGUACGCGGCGUUUUACGGAUGGUUUUCGACCUUCGCGGAUAACGUCACAGACACGCCGGUCGGCAGAAAACCAAAACGAAUCCCGGGCGAAAUUACGGGUUUGCAUUGCCGGCACGCGCGCACGUUUUCCAUUUGGGACGGCCGCGCACGUGUUUCGACGGGUAAGAAGAUGGGAAAAAAAUAAAAAAAAAAACAACGCACGCGCGCAGACACGACGAGCGCGUAGCUAAUUUCGUGCGCCUCGCCUGUUCGGUACCGAUUGCGCUCUCCGCCGGGAUCGGUUAAAAGUCGUCUCGCCCGGGCCCGCGCGAAUCGGUACUGUAAUCUCGAUGCGAACCUGUUACGGCGCGUUUUACAACAUUUUUACAUCAUCGCCGGGCGCGUAAUCAUCGGACAUUACGAUAUUAUACUCGCGUCGUUAUUAUCGUAUCGUGCCGUAUCAUUAUUAUUACUAUGAUUAUUAUCAUAUAUUACCGAUGCACGUGCACAACUCGCGAUUGUUACGGCAUUAUCCGUUGUUAUUGUUGUUGUUGGUUUUUUUUUACGGCGAAUUCGAGUGGAAAAACGGUCGCGCGCGCAAGUGUACGCUGUAUAGCCGCGUAGAGAAAUAAAACGAAAAAAAAAAAAAGAAAAAAAAUCAUUAUUCUAAUGUCGGAAUACAAUUAUUAUUAGGUAUACCGGCUAACUCGCGUACCUCCACGAAUAACGACGACAACGUAUAAUUAUUGUUUUGGAUUAUUAUUGAAAUCGCCGCCGCCGCCACCACCGCCGUUUCCGGGGCCUGCAAACUACAAAAAAAAAAAAAAAAUGCAUUAUUAUUUCGCCUGGAGAAAACAUUACCAUAGUAAUGGAGGGGGGGGAAAUCGAUUUCGGGCCGAAAGAGACCGUAGGAAAAACGUUGCAAUACUACACCCGUAUCGCAACAUUACAAUAAUUCAGAUCCCGUGUCAAUAACACUCGACGCGAGAUCAUUUGUGAUUUUUACUGUAAUCUAAUAUUUACGAUAACGUGUUCCGCACGCAUAAUUCGAUUCGUUAAACGGUGAUUUACCGGUAUGUAACAAUAUCACAGUCGUAUAAUUUAAAAGCGAUGUCAAUCUAACCUGUAAUCGUUAUUUUUCCGUUUUUAGAGUAUUUCGGAACGUUUUUAUGGCUCGCGAGAUUUACAAUUUCAUGAAAAUUGUCUACAAAACCCGGAUCCCGAGGGGACCGAAGAAAGAAUGUCUAAAAAUUUUUCCGAGAACGUUUUACUAUUUAAACCCGGGUGUGAAAUUCAACUAGGAAACCAUUCAAAUUUCCCUUUUGGACCGCGAUACUUAUACAGCGUAUCCGCCAUGUUGAGACGGGUUUUAUAUCGUUUGAUCGUGACAAUAUUUUAGCGGUUUCGUUAAAAAUAUUAUGCGCGAAAAAAGAAAUCGUCGCGGAAGAAAAAAACGGCGCGUUUUCAAGUGUUUCGGACUGGUUUUUUAGCGUCAAAACUCGAGUAGUUGCUCCAUAAAUUAAAAUUGUCAACAAUUCGAAUGUUUUUAUAAAUUGUUUUUUCAAAAUAAAAACCAUUAACCCGCUUGCACGCGGAGUAUAUGCUGAUUGCAGGAAACCGACGAGAAAACGAGUUGCAUAUUUUUUUGUGUUUUAUGAUGAGUUCGCGAAAAAAAUAAAACGCGUUAUUACUUAUUAGUUACUCGGUACAUAUAAGAUAUUUUAACUGUCACGGAGAGAAAAUUUCCGAGUCGAAUCUUCACGGGCGUAUAUAAGAACGAUGAGACGCAAAGUUAUGAAAUCGAACAAAAGGAUCCGGAAAUUGUUCGGCAAACCAAAUCUAGCGGUACAGCUGAAUACAUUUCAACCCGACAAGACCAAAACGGAAAAGGAUUUUCAAGACGACUAUAUAAGAAUAUCGCAACGAUUCAGUGAAGUAGCUCGAGACAGAGGAAAUGGAAGGUUACUAUAAUUAGUUACGGGCACUUCUGAAUAGUUAUUAUACUAUCGAAUAGUUUUCGAUGGUUUAAACGAAUUCAUUUCAUUCGAAAUAACCGAAUAAAAACUAUUGGGGUAUUUUUUUCCAAAACCGAAUAGCGUUAAACUAUUCGAAAUUCGAAUAGUUCUCAGUCUAUCGAAAAGGUCGAACGCGAUCAACAAUAAUUCUCGAAGAGACCCGGUAAUAAAUGUUCGCGGUUGUGCCCAAUUAUUUAUUAUUUAAUAUUAAAUACUUUAUAAGUAUUUAUGUAUAGACGUAUACUGUACCUAUAGCUUAUAGGCGUUUAUUAGUUAAUAAAAUACAAAAUAUAAAAUAUGGAGUACCAAUGUAUCAUGUACCUUGUAUCAUUUCUACAUCCACAAUGUAUCUUGUAUCUUGUAUCUAGAUACACUUAAUGCACGUAUUAUGUAUCAUGAUACUUAUGUUUGAGUAUCUUGUCCAACCUUGGGUGUACCGCCCGUAAUAUACACAGACCAUUAUGUUUGAUAUGUUUGUUUUGGUUUUCAAAUUCUUCAUUUUUUUUUUCUUUUAUUAAAGGCGCAUUGUCUCGGCGUGUAGAUACGGUGAGGAUAGGUACUCGCCGCAAAAGACCGGAAUAUUUUAAUCGAUUUACAUACCAUUAUUAUUGGAUGUAUUAUUUCAUUGCCUACCGCAAUCGCAUAAAAUGCGGACUACGCGGUAUACGAGAAUAAUAAAAAUAUAGGAAAUUAUAAUAUAAUAAAGUUUGUGAGAGAAAUAGAGAGAGACAGAGAGACAGAGAGAGAUGGAGCCAGAUGAGAGUAGUAGCGAAAAUUCAACACGGCAUGUCGAAGGUACUCUGCAAAUCCACAAUAUCGUGUCCGCGGUUAAUAUACAAUAAUUCACAACCGUUUGCAGAUGUUAAUGUAUAAAACGACUAUAUACAAAUAUCCUGUUUAUUGAUAAUACCGAGCAAAUAUCUUCUUGCUGGUAAUGGGAUACUACACGACCACCGUAUCGGAAUACUCCAUACAGCAACCUUCCGAUUUUUCCAGUCAGCCGCUCCUAAUUGUGCAGAUAUCCGCCUGUAAAAAAUGAAAAAUUAAGUCGACACUGACGCUUAGAAAUUCUGAUAAUUUAGAAAUUCUAAAUAAUCGUUUCUAUUAUAGCGAGAAAAAAAAAUAAGCGGGCGAUUCUUAAUCAAAAUUUCCUAAUGAAGGUCAGCUGAAGAUUUUUUACUAAAUUUUAAUUGACAAGCAGUUUCAACUGUAUAGACACCUAAAAUAUCAAGUACAAUUCUCCGUGAUUUUGACUUCUGUAAUUUCUUCUUUACAAAUGUACUAGGGGUACUACACAUUUGCUAUGCAAAAAUCGGUUGUCGUAAUUGCUUAAACAAACAUAUUAGAUCCGUCCGAACUCACGUUGAAAAAAAAUAUAUACAUUAAAUUUGAUAGUCUUCUAAACACGAGAAACGUAAUAAUCGAUUAUAUUCUUCAAGCGUGCCGGUUAAAUUAACCAUGAUAUUUUAAAAAAAACCUGCAGUACAACCUUCGGGAUGUUAUACAAGGGACUUUAGUGGUGGUUAGAAAGACUUGUACCUAUAAGUGGAGGCGUAAAUAUUUUGAAAACUACAAGGGAGAGAGAUUAACAUACACGAGUUGACAAAUAAUAAUUUAUUUACACUAAUGGAAAUAGAAAACAAAGCUUAUUUUUAUCAUUCAAUUUGAUUAAUGUUAAACUUAUGAUUAAAGUCUAUUAUAAUUAUUUUGAAAAAAGAAAAACAUUUGGUAUACGUAAAUUUUUGAAACCGAUAAAUUUUGAACGAAAUUAAUUUUAAGAUUUUCAAAGAUGACAUAAAAGUAUAGUAAUUGUUAUUAAGUAUAUAUUUUAUUCUACAUAAUAAUAAAAUUGCAUACGAGACUAUGUCCCACUCGCCUCGUCUGGCGAGCCGCUACUGGGAGACUUCACUAUGAAUUAUAUUUAAGCGCGUAUUAUAUUUUGCACGUUUAUCGAUGCCGAUGGAGUAAAACUUGCAUUUGACGCGAAAACAAAUGAAAGGAUUAUAAUAAUAAUAAUAAUAAUUCGAGUAAAGAAAAACGCGUUUUUGAAUAAAGCUUUAAAUUCUAAUUCGAAAAAACGGAAUUAUCCGUUUCAAAACUUGGGGAUUUAACGGCCGUACCGCCGGCGCGGACCCGUCGGCUAUGUGCGCGCCAGAAUUUUUCGCACGCUCAAAAACGAAACGAAAGCCGCGUACUCGUACAAAUGAGUACCUACGUAUAUUAUGUUGUAAAGACCGGUAUAAAUGAAAAACAAAAAAAAAAAAAUACACAUUUAUGUAUACACCUAUUUAUAAUAUGAUAGUUAUACGCGAGUUGAUUGUGCGUCGUCGGUCGCGUUUCCGAAUGAGCGAAAAACGAAUCCGACCUUGCAAGGCCGCCGGGCCGGUGCACUCGUCUGACCCGGUGCGCCUGGCCGACGAGGCACGUCGCGUACGCUUACGGACACGCAAUCCGGUCCGAUGAACGACCAGACACGCGGCCGGCCUAACAAUCGCGACGUGUCCGCCCGACCGCCGGAUCGUAAUCACCGUAACACCGGGGGCCCCCGCAAAAACAUAAUGGCCGAAAGUUUCGACGAAGAGUCGAAUAUUUUAAAAACCGUUUGCAGCCGGUUCACCGCGGUUUUUCUGGGCGUAGCACUCGAACGGUGCGGGGGCCGUGAUCCCCUCGGGUAAUACCGAUCGAGAUUAAUUACCCGGGACAUUUUUGUCGAACUGUCCCGAAAACAGAAAACAUCGCACUGUAUUGUUACUGUUGCACAUACAUAUAUUUCCCAUUAAUUUUAGCGGCUUCAUUUUGACUAAAUGAGUCCAGGGAAUUCGAGAUCUCGGGAAUUUAAGUUGUUUCAGAUCGAAAUCACGCAAUUUUAGUUGAAUUUAAAUAUGAAUUUCAACCUUAUUGUUACGAGAUGGGGUAUUUUUUGAGUUUUAUAUGCCCCUACAGACUCUCCAAAUUAAGUCGGGGGGAUUAACUUUCGUGUAUUUACUGUGUAAGUAUCAAGGAUGUGCCUUUUGGGGGUUUCAACUUUCAAAACCCUCUCCGACCAUGUCUAUGCUCAAAUUUCACGUUCUCGCAGAAAAUAACGGGUUUUAAUUACCACUACUGUCUAAAAUGUAAUGAAACUCUGGCAACCAUAACUGUUUUAGAUCAAUAAAAAAAAAAAACAAAUGAAAUAUUGCAACGGCGAACAGUGUACGCCGACAUUUUUCACCCGGAAUAUCAAAUUACGCCACAACAGUCUCGAAAACUAUAACAUUGUCCGCAAAAUGAAAUAUACAAUAACAGACUUGUGAAUUUUUCAUAUCGCGUGCGUGCGCUGUUGGUUAAAUGCGGACCUACAGUGUAACCAUGACAAAAUAAAAUAUCCUCUCCUGUACCGUAAUUACUGAAAAUGUCAGAAAGUCGUAAAAAAUAAUGGUCCUUUUUCAAUUUGCAAUCGCCGCUGUCGAUCACACAGUUCACAAAUAUUACUGCAUCUCGAGUACAUUAUUAUUGUACUUUGUCGUAGUUUUUUAUAUUUAUUAUUCUUUUCUUUUUUUUUCGUAAAUCUGUAUACCUGCUUCUACUUUGUUUUUUUUUCCCGAUCACACUUACGAAUGACGAAUAUAACCGGCAGUCGAAUUUUCCCGAUACGACACGGACACUUAUCGCGACGAAGGUCGCGUUCGAGUCGUUCGCCGUCAGUUCGACGUCCGGAAUGAAAACCGAAAACAAAAAAAAAAAACAAAACCAAUCCUGCGAGUUAGCAGUGAUUUAAAUCGUUUUUCAAACGCUUUGAUUUCCAUCAAAACAUCCGUGUUCAGCGGGAAAUUUAACGAAAUACCAGUUUCGAGUUAUAAGUGUUGCGAUAGACUGCGUCGCCCGAUUAUAAUUUCUUUUCGUUUUCAACGUAUGUUAGACACGCGGAAACCCACCUGAGUAGACGAUACAAAUAUUUCGAGACGUGCAUUCCACAUCCUCGUAUAUUAUCUUUGCCGUCCGUGUACCGACCGGUUUCGACGGUCACGCCUCGGACACGACUAUGUGACACUCGUUAUGGAAUAUACGAGAUAAAAUUAUGUCCGGUUUCGUUUUUGAAAUACCGAUCACAGUGCAUGAGAAAUAAAUCCAAAAAAAAAAUAACUUUUCCCGAAGGAUUUGGCCAAUUUCUUCUUUCUGCUCUUCACGUUUUCCCCGAACAAGUCAGCCACUCCGAUACCCUCCGUGUCUUCUUGUAUGUACAUCCGUCACCAUAUUUUCUUCAUCUACUUCACGCAGGCUUCGUAUACAUUUUUCAUUUUAUCCUUAAUAAUCUUGACUAAAAACAUGCCACACUGAUAUGUGAAACGACAUAAAAAAAUUCUCGAACGGGGCAAAUUCCCUGCUUCCGUUGCUCUUCCUUGUCAUCAGAUCAUCAUAGCCGCUGCCGAGUACCGGUCAUCGUACUGAAAAUUUGACGGAACGAAAAGUGAAAAUAAUAAUAACAUCGACGUCCGUGUAUGUACCGAAAAUGUGUACGAAAUAAUAUUAUUAUGGCCGUAAUAGUACACGUGAGUACGGUUUAAGUGCAGAGCACGAGACGAGUGUGACGGUUAGUUAUUACUGGCGCCGCGUCAAUCGCGAAAUUUUCUUUUCACUUUUUUAACGAGAAAAUAAAUACGCGCGGCCUCGAGCGCCGUCCGACGAAUCGCAACAGACGACGACAAUAAUAAGAAAAUUAAUUCUAAUGCCGUUCUCGUAGAAAAAAUAUUAUUAUAUAUUAUAUAUUUUGGUGUGUUUUCUUUAACCGGGGAAAAUCGUCCUAUACAGUACAUUCGAAUUAUUAUAUGUUUAACGGUUCGACUGUAAACGAUAUGCCACAUUGUACCCGUAGGUCCGUCUCGAAUCUAUGAGUUGUACUGCGUAGUUUCGGUGUAACUCGAAUCGUGUACUCGGGUCUUACAGCGGAAAUCCCAUCGAUAAUCGGUUCCCUCGCCUCUGUUCCAUACCCUUUAAGUAUUCGUUUACCGCCCAAAACCCACCAAGCAACGUCGUUUAAAUCUGUUUUUCAUCAAUCCAAUUUACUGUUAGAUAUGUAGGUACACGUCGAUAUUCUAUAAACCAUUUUGGUUACGAUUUGUACGAUGAUUGCGAUUUAUAUAUUUAAUAAAAAUAUGAUGUUUAUUUUGUAAUACUGAUAAUGAAAAAAAAGUUAUGAUAUUAAAAUACGCCGGCUUCUACCUUUAUUAUUGGUCUCAAGUUUCGAUUCUCGAGUAAAAAUACGAUUGAGUCGAUACCCUUUUGAGACUUUUUUGACUAUAUUACGAUUAGAAAUAAUUAUUGUAAUUCAGUUGAAUAUAUUCUCAGUGACUUGAAAUUUGAGAUGUAUUAAAAUUCCCCUCUAUAUCCUAUACCUUCCCAAUUUCUCAUCUACAACAGUGACCUAUCCAUUGUGCGAAGUAUGUCCGUCUUUUUUUAUCGUUUCGUACACAUAUAAAUUAAAUUACCGCAUGUUAUGCUACCUUAUUUCCACUUUCCUUCGUGGCAAACUCAUCGGCAGUAUCGCAUUUUUUUUUAAUCAUAAUAUUCAAUUACUAAUCGUGCACAUUUCAAUGAGGUAUACGCACAAUAAACAAAUUAAUAUAUUUCGAGUGCGCAUAUUAUUAAUGAUCAUAUUCGAAAUUAUAUCUACCUACGCGAAAUAUCUCACCGAACUGUACUUUGUAAUAUUAAAAUUGUAAUUAAAUUAUAUAGCCGAUAACCCGAUAACGAAAAGCAAAAAAACUCACAAUAGGUAGAGUAAAAAAAAAAAAUACAAAACGAUACGCAAUAAUAACUAUAUAAAAAACGUUUGACUCGCUUUGAUAAAAAAAGAUGAUAACGGUUUUUUUUCAUAAUUAAACGCGUAAAAAUAAUUACCUAAUAAAACGCGGUUUAUAAUAUUAUUAUUAUUGUUAUAUUGCCCGUGACGUUUUAAACGUGCAAAAACGAAUAUAACGUUACAAUAUAUUUUACCAUUCUACAACGUCAAACACCAUGUAGGUGAAUGUAACGUUUUUUUUUUUUUAUACAUUCUUUAGUCAUCGAAAUUUUUUGCGUAUUUUAAAAAUUCGGAGCAUUUUUACUGGUGACACAAAUACGUCAGAGUUGUUUAUCACCCCCCCCCUCCCAAAAAAAAACUCAGCCAAUCCCCACCUCCCAAAUCAAGUCCUUAAGAAGUAAACACACAUAAUCAAGUAUACAUAAUCAAUGGGUGUUUAGCUUCACUCACUUAACGUUACUUAUCCAUUUUUACAAACUGAAAAAGUUAUUCGGAAAAUUACGAGGAAAAUUAAAAAUGUCCUCAUACACCAACAAGAUCCAAAAUCAGACGAAAAAUUCUGUACAAAAAAAAAAAUAACUAUAGUUAAACCCCGUGUCUCAUUGUGCCCUCCUCUUACAUUCCUCGCUGUGCUCAGAAACUAAAAAGAUCACGGGGACGAACUGUUGAUCAUUUUGAAAACGUUUCCAAAUUAACUGUCGCGAUGCCAAACAUUGACAUCUUUUUAAGUAUAUAUGAUAUGAAUGAACCCGAGCAUUUUCACUGGCCGAAAACGUGUUUUCCGAGAAAACUAAAACACACCUCAGUAAAAUUCGUACUUUCUUCGCUAUACUUAAAACGUUAAAAAUGGAAUUCCGCCAAAAAAAUAACCCGCGCGUCACAUCAGUAUUAAAGUACAGCAAUAAUUUUCGGAAAAAGAAUUAUUUAAAAAUCAAGAAUAUAAAGGUACAAGGCAUUACAAGGUUUUACUAUAUAGGUAUACGUAAAAGGACAGAGACGUGUAAAAAUGCGGAUCUUAACGAAUUUGUUUAAAUCCGCGAAAACGUUUUUUUUUUUUGUCUUACCACCGCGGCGUAUUAAAAGGACAAGAUCUGUUGUUGGAUGUGAUUUUUUUUUUCCCAAUAAAAAAACUCGUUCGCAAUAAAUCAAAUAGGUCCGUAAGCGGUGUAAAUGAAGAAAAAAACCAAACGAACAAGACGGAUAGAAUAUAUAAUUUUUUUUUUUUUAUCGAUUGUAUGAUAUUAGAAGAAAAAAAAACACGCUCGCAUUUACAAUACUUAUUGCGUUUAACAGUAAUCGCUAUUAUUAUAGCCGCGUAAGUAUAUUAUAUACAGGGUGACUUUUUUCAUCGCGAUCCAGCGAUCGCACAUACGUCCGAAGAUUUCGAGUGAAAUCGCGUGAUUGAUUUUGGGUUUUCUCCACGUAGUAACCACACAUUGACUUAGGACUUUAAGAGACAGAUAUAAUAAAAAAAAAAAACUAAAACAAAAUAAAACAAGAAGAUAUUAAUCUUAAAAAUAUACAAAAUUUACUACCCUCAUCCGCGGUCGUUAGCAUUUUCAACUGUUGUAAUUCGAUAAAUCAAAUAUUCUUUUUUUGAAACUGUAUUGAAAAUCAGGGAGUUACCGUUUGGAAAUCAAAAUGUAAAUCCUACUAAUUUAAGGUAAGUAUUAGGAGAAGGAGAACUAAAUAAAAUUUAAAUUAAUGAAAUUCUCCAAGAAUAUCAUUGGAUAAAACAAUCACCCUGUAUUACAACAAGUUUAUUAAUAUUAUGUUUUUUUUCGAUUUAUGAGUAUAGAAGUAUAAGUAUUAUAAUAAUAAUAGAACGAUAAGAUUGCGUUGUAAUAACAAAUAUUGCAAUUGUUUAUUUUUACACGUUAUACGAUUUGCAAAACUAAGUAAUUAUUAAUUUUCUUUUUUUCUUUUACGGCUUUCUACUGGUUCGUGGCGUUAAGUAUAGAGUGUCGAAUACGUCUCGGAUAUAAAAAAUUAAAAUAACAGCGCCCCGAGAAUCUCAACGAGAAAAAUAAAAAAAAAAAAUUACGAGUCUCCCGGUAGCGUAUUUACAAACUCUAUUCCCAAGUUGGACCCGAACCGAAACGUAAUCCAGUUGGUUUUGCAGAAGUCGUAAGAGAUGUUAAGACUUCUAUAAGACUCGACCUAUACCUAAUAGGUCCGAAUCCGAGACGAUGCCUCGAGGAAGUGUCCCGAGUGUAUACCUAAAACUCGGUCGAUGAAAAACCGAGACGUGUUCGAGUAUUAUUUACAUAAUGUACCGCUCGGGGUACCGAACUCGGAAACGGUCUGUAAAUACACGCGUGCUGCCGGUAAUAAUCCGAUUGUGUAUAACGUACUCCGCGGUCGCGGGCGAUAAAACUGACCUAUACUAUGCAAUAAAAAAUAAUAUAAAAAAAAAAAAAAAAAAAAAAAAAAAAAAAUGUUUAAUAACAUAAAAUUAACGGACCGCUGUCCGAUGACCGUUUCGGAUUCAGCUGACGGCACGCGGUCCGGUUAUAAUAUUAUGUGCGGCGUAAGUGUACACAUAGUGCGUAAUAAUAUUAUAUUAUAUAUUACCUAUGAUGUGCCUAUACGAUGUUUUUCAAACGGAUUCGCCGAGAAAUCCGUUUUCGUUCUUCCGCGCGCGCGGUAUACCAGAGAUGCCUAUACAUAAUUUACCGUACGGUACGAGCGAUGACCAAACCGAGAAAUAAAACGCGUCGUCCGACACCUCGUAUGCCUAUUAACGUCAAAUCGACCGGUCGAUAAGAAGCGAUCCGUCGCUGAAUAAUAACAAUAAUAAUAAUAAUGAUGAUAGUAAUUCCGGUUGCAGCCGCCGCACGCAGCGCAGCGCUUUUUAUACCGUACCCGGUUUUAGUCCGCGGGGGUCGUUCGCAGCACGGGCGAGGCGGAAAACGACUGCCGUGACAUGCGGCUGAAGUGUCGGCAUUUUUGAUUUUUAAGCCGUCCGUUAACUCCGAGAAUUUGUUAGCACACAAAAAAAAAAACCAUGAACAAUCAGUAAACGAAGAUUAUUAUAAUAGUUUUAAAUUAUGAUAAUAUGUUACGAGUUCAUCGGUAUGCGUAUAAUUCGGUCUGUAUCGUAUGAAACAAAUUUAAACAAACGACAUUAGACACUUGUUAUCAGUCACGAACCGCGGAAAUGUAGUGACCCCACUCGGUGACGUCCCGUCCGGGUGUUUAUUAUCUAUACGGGCCAACUAUAUUUGGCUACUAUACCCAUUCGUUACGUGCACCCAUCUGUGUUAUUAUUGUAUCCACUCUUGGCGUCCGGGAAAAAUGUUUAAACAGAGGUCUGGUCUGGUCUGGUCUGGUCGAAACCCAGAAUACUUGAAAAUCGUUCGAUUUAAAAAUCCGAAAUCCGGAUUUUGAUUACGCUGUAGUAGUUGGGAUAGUUAGUGAUGAUUUUUACCAAAUUAGUAACGACGUCCAUGAUUUUAAUUUAUAAAAUAUUUCUUAUUUGUAACAUAAAUUCUCGACUAUUUCAUUAUGAAUUGUAAUGCGAUAAUAAAGUUUAUAAAAUAUUGUUCAUAGUUUAUUAUUUUAUUACCGAUCAUAACAGUGUGUUAUUCGAUUAUUCUUUUCUUGACUAUACGAUACUAAUAAAUUAUUAUAACUGCAAACAAUUUUUUCGAACGCUACACUUCGUGCCGUAUCGCCCAAUUCGCUAACUAUCCACACACUCCGGAGAUCGGAUUUCGGAUUUGGGUGUUUACGAGAAUUCGGUUUCAGUGUUCUCGAUACCCGUCGUAAGUGAAUCUGGAAUUCUGAUUUUCGAAAUGUGUUUUCAAUGGUUUUCGCCCGUAUCCGCGUCUCGGGCCAUACUAGCGAAAUAAGUACCCGCGCAGAGCAUUAUCGAAAUAUCUAUCGUUUAUUUUAUAUACACGGCCGCGAGUAUAAUGAGUAUUGUACGUAUAACCUAACCUAACUGUUGUUAUACGAUAGCGCUUACGUACCUGCGCGCGGCAUACACUUACGAUAAUCAUAUACGUGUUUCGUAAUAUGUUCGCUGUAUCCGAUUUACUAAAACCGAGCGCAUUUUUUGUACACAGGUCGCCGCAGUUAUUAUGGAUCUCACAUACUUGGUCUUUGCCGUAUUGGGAAUGUUCGCCGUCGUACGGCCGUGCCGUCCGCUGCCUACCGUCACCGCUGCCGCCGCCGCCGCCGCCGCCUUUCCUACGCCUACCCCGUCGCGGGUCGCUGCUGCCGCGGAACCACCUGCCAACAACAACAACAAAAGGUCCAGGUCGCUGCAGUUCCAGCAGCCGCAGUCCCCGUACCAUCAUCUCCACGGCGGCGGCAUCGAUCUGCAGCAGUACAACGACGUGAUAGACGACUUGCCGUCGAUGUACCUGCACCACCAACAGCAACAGCAACUGUUGCGACAGCAGAACCGGGACGACGACGACGACGGCGACGGCGGCCGGGAAGACAACGACCUUUUGCGGCUGUCCGGUCGCGCGCGACCGGCUAAGCCCGACUCGCCCAUGUACUUUAUCCGUUUGCCGCCGCAGCCGUACAUGUACGUGCCCGGUUACGGUUACGUCAGUCAACCGACCCGGUUGGAACCACCGCCAUUUACGCAAAGGCCGCACUCGCCGUUCCUCGACCUGCCCCUGAGUUUCGUGGCCAACGGCAAGCCCGUGGGCGUCUACACCCUGCCGCAACAGAGCCCACAACAGUAUUACCAGCAGCAGCAGCAACAACAACAGCAGCAGCAGGAGCAACAACAGCAGCAGCAACACCAUCAAUCGUCGACUAGGCCGAAGCCGCAAAGGCGUCCGCAACCGCAACCGACACAGCCGCAACAGCAAUUGCAAAUACAGCAACCGGACUCGCCCGUGUACAAUCUGAACAAAGGCCCGUACGUUUUCAACGGCCGGCCGGCCGCCGAAGUGUUCCUGUUGCAGAACGCCUACGACAACUUGUACUCCGAAGUGUUGCAAAACAUUUACCCGUAG
Molecule: messenger RNA, 52553 nt
Organism: Cinara cedri
Lineage: Eukaryota; Metazoa; Arthropoda; Insecta; Hemiptera; Aphididae
Source: the annotation of a GenBank genome assembly